This is a messenger RNA of Pelobates cultripes (western spadefoot toad), 45044 nucleotides long. NCBI's taxonomy places the organism in Eukaryota, Metazoa, Chordata, Amphibia, Anura, Pelobatidae. The record is from the annotation of a GenBank genome assembly.
AUGUUCCUUGGAGGAAGUAGUAACAUUUUACAAGAAAGUGCUUACUUGGACAGCCCAUGGUAUGAGAGCACACGCCAGGCCUGUCAGCUCCGAUUUUAUUACCUAAUAGAGGAAAACAACAGUUUGAUACUGCAGCAAUACACAGAGGAGGUAAGAUUUCAUUUACAGCCAUUAAUGUACUUUCAGCUGUAUACGCUAAGCACAGAUGGACUUUUCUUUUGCUGUACCAGCAAAAUAUUAUGAUGAAAAAAGAAACACUAUUUAUUUGCCAAAACCAGUCAUUCAUUUCAGAUUUACCUUAAAGAGAUGAAUUUGCUAUUAAGUAAUUCGUAUCCAAGCGCUAAUUAUUUCAUGAUUUUAAUAUAUUACAUUAAGUACUGAAUAAAGUAUAAAAAAAGCUAAAAAUUCUGAAAGAAUGCCUAAAUUGGAGCUCUGUAUAACCUAUGCUCAAUUUAAUCAUUAUCAUGUAAGGAGGUUCUGGGCCAAGGCUCCCUUCCAUCACUUGCUAUAGGUCCCACACAUAGCAAAAUACAUCGUACGGAAGCUAUGUUCCCUAUUCUUGCCUAUACAAGUACUUGUAUGGCAUGUUCACACAGAGUUGGAGGACAAUAUUUGAAGGUCAACUGUCAUAACUUUUUCGCUCCUCAUUUUGUUUUUCAAGUUUAUUAAAUUUCAUGAAACUUCAUUUUUUUUUUUUUUUAAAUGACGUAUAUUCUUUUUCUUUUUUGAGAAAUUUUCACUGGCCGAGCAACAUUAACACUGUUAUCUGAUCAACUCCUGCUCAGCUUAAUGUGCCUGCUGCAGUGAUUAUUCUAUGUAAAACUGCAGCAGCAGGGAAGUUAGGUCGAGUAGCAGUUGGUCAGAUAAAAGUAGAGUAUGCAGAUAAAAAAGUGAAAGUUUCUCAAAAAAAUAAAUAUACAUCAGUAAAAAAACAAAAACAAAUCAAGUCUGGAAACAAUAUUGCAAAAGCUAAUUAAAUUUAACGACACAUCUAACUUUUCUGGAUUGUCGGCUCUGUUCGGGUUAAUUUACCUUUCCCCGCUGACGACAAUCAGGGCAUGCCUUUACCUUUAUAAAGGGGUAUAGUGUGUUACGAACCAGCACUUAUUAUUACUUGUAUAUAUUUGCACAAAACAUGGUAGGUGGGAAAGGUUAGAUUUGUCCAUACAAGUGUUUUUAAUUGUUAUUUAUUUUUAUACAAUAAACAUUUUCUUACUCUUGGAUUGGAGGCUGUAGUUCCAAUUUUCAAUUUUUAAAGUAGUAUAUCAUCUCUCAGAUUUGCAUUCUGUAACCAAGUCUUAUAUAAGCCUUUAAUAGGAGCUGUACCACUAUUUGCCAAAUGAAAACUGUUUUAAAAACAAACUAGUGGGAGAUAUGUUGGAAUGUCUGCACAAUUCCGUGUGGCUAAAGCAGCAGUUAGCAAAUGUGUAGGACCCUUUGCUAGUCUGACAUUGUGUAGAUUUAUGCAUAGACUGGUGGCAUGUGCCUUUAAUGCUCUCCCUACUGACCCCCUUGGGAUAUUUCUGCAGCGUCUGUGGCUGAUGUGGCUUCAGACUUCAAUGAGUAUGUAUACCAUUCCUGUCCCUGCCAGUGACCUCAGGAUCAGAUGAGACAAUGAUUAUGAUAUGUAAAACAUAACGUAAACCAGUUGUCGUGAGUAGAAAUGGCAUUCGUGGUAAACUGAGGCUGCGUCUCUUGCGUAUGCAAAAAUCUCUGUGAAUGUUUCAUUAUACUGUGCAGGUCAUACUGAUAGGAGUUGCAUGGAUAUAUUAUGAAACAACUUAGAACUCCAGCAACCUUCACCUGUCAGUUCUAUAUAUAUAUAUAUAUAUAUAUAUAUAUAUACAGUGGGACCUCAGUUUACGAAUUUAAUACAUUCUCUGGGACGUUUCUUAUUGCAAAAUUUUUUUAAACCGAAAUGCGGUUUCCUAUAGGAAUGCAUCGAAAACCAAUGAAUCUGUUCUGGAGGUCAGAAAAAAGUCAAUAUGAGCUGGCAUGGAAACCAACCCACAACACACAAUAGAAUGCAGAAUGCAGGGGGGCGGUGCUAUAAACCUCCCAGGUGCAAUGCUUUGUAUUGCGAAAUUUUUUUGUAAACGGAUGAAUUAUUUUCAAUGAAUUUUCAUUUAUCGUUUAAAUUAUGUUAACCGAGGCGUUUGUAAGCCGAGGUCCCACUGUAUAUAUAUAUAUAUAUAUAUUACAUUUUCCAUAUGUGUAGGACUUUUAUGCCCCUUCGUUAAUACUUACCCUCUCCCGGUGUGCCUUAUGCUAUCCAGAUGACAAAUGUUAGCGUGAGAUUUGGUCAGCAGAUCUGUUUAACCACAGAAUGUCAAAGAAUUCUAACUGUAUCAAGGUGUUCCAGUCUUACAGCAUCAAUCCCAAAUGCAUUUCCCCCCAAAAAAACAUCACAAUCUACUUAUUGAAACUAUGCUUUUGACACUGCAUGAGUUAUAGAAAAUAAAUAAAAUACAGGCAAAUCCAUUACCCUGUAAUUUACUGAAACAUCUACUUCAAGACACUCAUAUUACUUAUUAUCUCUGUAUCCUAAUCAUUUAGUUUGUUCCCUAAAUUUGUGUUAUCAUUUCACAUGAAUGGAAUUUGAUUGCUCACUGAUGUGAGCAUUCUCAGUUUUAAUUGAUGCCUAGCUUUCUGAUAGUCUCACAUUUCUGCCUAAGUGGAUGCCAUUAAAAAUCAUUUUUGCUGUUUUUUUUUUUCUCACAACAUUUAUAUAUUAUUUUAAAGGACAACUUCUGACUUGUGUUCAGUAAGUUACAUCAAUGUUUAUGUUUUCAAAAAAGUACAUUUUCUUUGUAGGUAGAAGAAAUACUUUUUGAACAAAACACAUCAACGGGAGGUCAGUGGUUUAAAGGGGAAAUCAAUCUGCAAGAAACGUCAAAAAGAUUUAAGGUAUUCUAGAUGUCAUCAUUGAAUUAAAGUAUUCUAUUCAUUAAAACUAUGUUUUUUGAUCUAUUAAGGUGGUGAUUCCAAUUAAACUUAUGCUGUUAGCUGAGGAAACAAUGGUUUAAUGAAGAAUUAAAAGGAGCAUGUGCUUUACGGUUUUUCUCUUUUGAGCUCUAUGUUUUUCUCUAAUGACAGCCAAGUGAGGGUAAUUAAAAUUCUCUCUCUUUUUUUUAAAGAGAAAUAACUACUAAAGGGUGGAAAAAUAUAAAAUUGAUUUGGACAUUAAAAUAAAGUUGACGUGCAACAGUCUGUAUAUAAACAAGCAAAAAAUGGUUCUCAAAAAAUAGAAAUGUUAUUAUUAUCAAAUCCUUCUUGACAAGAUUCUUUGUAUAAUACUUUCAAAAUGAACUCUCAAUUUGUACACAUCCACAAGUAGUGAUUCCCGACCAAAUCGUUCGCAUUCCGCAUCUUCUCCUCUAAGCCAGUCUCAGUCUCAAUCUAUCAGCAUGAUGCUUUUCACUCUGCCCCUUGGAUCUUUUUCAAAUGCGAGCUCUGUUUCGUGGGCCAGCAUUAUUGCUUUAAGAGCAGUAUGGGAGAUGUAGUCCACAGCACCUGGAAUGGUGAAAGUUGCCUAUUCUUGCAAUAUAGGUAUUCAAGUGCAGGGCCUGCCAAAGAGAUUUCCCCUGUGUGCCUCUGCCCCCCAGCAGAUCAAUGGGCUGGCAGGUGAUGAAGAUAUUUGAUCUCCCCACCGGCUGUUCCGAGAGAUGCGUGUUCUUUUGUUACUGUUGUUUUUCACAAUACGUGGUAGGGGUCUUUGUAGAAUCACGUCCGAAAUAGAUACUGACUCAUCUAUAUGCAAAUUAAAUAUUUCUGAGAUAUAAGAAAUGUAAAGUAAAUUCCAAAUUAAUUUCAAUACUGUAAUUAUUGUAAUUUUUGCAUGUGUGUAAUGUUUUCAUAGCUUUUUGACCUACGUUCGUUUAACAGACUGUGCAUGAAAAUCUAGUAUGUUAUCAUUUAAACUAUUAAUAACAUAUGAAUAGGCAGUUUUAAUUUUAGUUUAUUCAACUUUAUGUUGAUGUUAUAGAUAAUUGAAAUCAUGAAUCAAAGAUUUGCUUCAUUGAAGCAUGAUCAUUUCUAAUGGCUAUUUAUGAGCAUAUAGUCAGUAAUUAUCCAUGGCCAAUGCUUUUAAUUCUAAAUUGGGUACUCUGGAGUGUUACCAAAUUAACUGCUAAUUUUACCAGCGAUUGGAAGUGUUAACCACUAACCAGUAGACGAUUAGGUAAAAGGAUACAUAUCUGUGAAUUACAUCAGCAGAUCUUGUUGGGCUGGGUUCAUAUGAUGGUUUUUCAGCAAGAGGGUCACAAGAAACUAUUAUACUUGUGAAGGCCCAAAAAAAACCCUCAAACCAAAUGGACAUUUUUGCUAGGUAACUCCAACAGUCGUGGAUGGGUCAGUUUGUCUAAAAUUUAUUCAGAAAGAAACCUUAAGGAUUUUUCUCACGCUAUGCAAUAUCAGUCAGAGCGCUCUGAUUGGUUGGCUUGUAAGAUAACCAAUCAAAGCUCUAUGACUGAGCUUGAUAAGCAAGGGAAAGUCCUCAUAUAGGGUUUCCCUGCCUUGCAAGCUAAUUCUGGGCUUUUUCAGUUUUUUAGUGUUGAUCCAGUUUUUAUGGUUUAUUUGCAUUUAUUUUAAGAUAAAUUGUUUCCCAACAGGUAUUUAGACACAUUGGGGCAUGAACGAUGUAUACAACCUCACUUGUUGGUUAUAGUGACCCCUGUAAGCAGUUUUAAUUAUGUGCAUGCUGGCUGUCAGUGCCCUUAUGGGGGGAAAUAGUAACCUCUACUCUCAAAGCAACAAGCCAUUGGGCCUUUCGGCUGCUUUGGGAUUAGUUCAUGUGUCAUCUUGGAGUUCUUCUGAUACUGAUUCUCAAAAAAACAUGCAUAAAACUCUAAAAUGGACAAUAACAAUAUCUACUAGGUUAGUUAUUAUGGUGAAAUAACUUCUCUCUUUCCCUGAUUUUGACAUAAUGUAAUUUGUACAAUUAAACUAAUCUGUGUUUGUAUAAAAAAAGGAAGAUUUGAAUGCUGUUAAAUGUAUUGGACACUCUAAGAUUAAGCAAACCUAUACUUUAUUAAUGUAUUGUAGAAAUAUGAUAUUAGUAUUCCUGAUUACAAAUAUGAUAGUGUUAGUGCAUUAAUAUAUUCUCUAGCCAUAAAUUAUAAAUCUGUGAGGUCAAUAAGAUUUUAAACGAGAGAGCAUAGACUCAGUUGCCCCUAGGGUGACCUAGCCUAAAUAUAUAAUUUAAUAUAUAUAUAGAUAUGUCUGUCUAUUUAUUUUCUAUUUAAUAAGCUUUCCAAAGGAUUUGUCUACAGAAGUCCCAUUAAGGUCUACAGUGAUGUUUGUACAGUGCCAUCCACUAAUAUUGGCACCCAUUGUAAAUAUAAGCAAAGAAGGCUGUGAAAGUUGUCUUUAUUGUUUAACCCAUGGGUCGUCAACCUGGUCCCUACCGCCCACUAGUGGGUGUUUCAGGAUUCCAGGUGGGCAGUAGGGAUUUCCUCAUUUUGAGAGAUUGGGCGAGCGGGUACCGCCAUCACCAUUUGCGGCCCCGCCCGCCGUCCAAGGGAUCCAUCGGGUGCUGUCAGGGCUACCCGAUGGAUGUGGAUUGUAAGGGGGCCCGGUCUGCACUGGGCACUUUAACAGCGCGACUGAACCCUGUGAUUACAUCACACGCUGGGAGGAAGUGACUGCACAUCACUCCUCCCAGCUAACACACAGACUGCGCGGGAGAAAGACCAGGGAGUCAGAGUAGGAACUCUGACUCCCAUCCACCUGAGCCACCACUGGACCCCAGGGUAUGUCACCCUCCUGCACCUAAAAGGUAGGAAACAGGAGGGUGACUAAAAUAUUUUGUGUGUUUUUGUUUGUGCGUAUGUGUCUUUGUAUGUAUGUCUUGUUUGUGUGUGUCUUUGUAUGUGUGUGUGUGUGUCUUUGUAUAUAUGUCUUGUGUGUGUGUGUCUGUAUGUAUGUCUUGUGUGUGUCUGUAUGUAUGUGUGUGUAUGCGUCUUUGUAUGUAUGUGUGUCUUAUGUAUGUGUCUUUGUAUGUAUGUCUUGUGUGUGUGUGUCAGUCUGUAUAUAUGUGUGUAUGUAUGUUUGUCUUGUCUGUAUGUCUGUAUGUAUGUGUGUAUGUGUCUAUGUAUGUAUUAUGUGUUUGUCUUUGUAUGUGUGUGUCUGUGUGUCUGUGUGUCUGUAUGUAUGUGUGCAUGUAUGUGUGUGUGUGUGUCUGUAUGUGUGCCUGUCUGUUUGUAUGUAUGUGUCUUGUGUGUGUGUGUAUGUAUGUAUGUAUGUAUGUAUGUCUGUCUGUUUGUAUGUAUGUGUCUUGUGUGUGUGUAUCUGUAUGUGUGUAUGUGUGCCUGUCUGUUUGUCUGUAUGUAUGCAUGUCUGUUUGUAUGUAUGUGUCUUUGUAUGUGUGUAUGUGUUUCUUGUGUGUGUAUGUGUGUGUCUGUAUGUGUGUAUGUAUGUGUGUCUUGUGAGUGUGCCUGUCUGUUAUAGUGGGCUAUAGUAAGUAAUAGUAAGUGGGCUACCUAGCUCAGCCUUCCUACUGGGCAUUGCUAUAAGGAAGGUUAAAAAAUAGAAAAAAGGAAAAAAAAGUGGGGAGGGGAAUUGAGGAGGGAGAGGAGGGAAGCUGACGCACAGAUGAGAAAUCAUAUUAUGAGCAAACAGAGAAGUCGUCUGAAUAUCACCAAAAGAGGAGACCUUUGUUUGUUCCUUACGAAAAUCGAACCAGAUAUCAAAUAUUUAGUCUCGCAGCAUCAACCUCAAGGAUCUCAUUAAUCACUAGUAAAUGUAAUUUCAGUUUAUUUUAUUGUUUUCUCAUUAAACUUUAUAAAGUUAAAAACAUUAGAUACAUGCAUUAAGUAGAAAUAAAAAGAUAAAUGUACGUACAUUUAUUUUUUUAAAACGCCCUCCUUUCUUAAAAAUAUUCUGCACUUACGCGAAAACUGGUGGGCGAUAAGGAAAUUUUUCCUUCAAGAAAAAUGCAUUAGUGGGCGGUAGGUAGAAAAAGGUUGACUACCACUGGUUUAACCUUUUGAUCUUUUUUUUUUUAAAUACACAACAAAUCUCUGGAUAUCAAACAACUGCAAACACAACACAAGUUUAAAAAAAUGUAUCUCUGUUAAAUAUUUAUGUGGCACAAUUAUUGGCACCCUUUUAGUCAAUACAAUUAGCAGAGGGCAGUGUAGAUAAAUCAUUUGGAGAGUUUUUCCAACAAUAUUGAACCAGUUGGAACAUUUAAAUUGAGGCAUAUCUUUCUAUCUGUCUCUCUAUCCCUCCAUCUAUCCAUCUAUCUAUCCAAUGGAAAGGGCAUAGGCAAAGUGAAUUAACAGGGUAGCCAUGAUAAUUAGGAUACUGAAUGAAGGUAUGGCCAUUGGACACUCUAAAAUCGAACAAACCUAUUCUUUUUUAAUGUAUAAUAUAAAUAUUAUAUUAUGAUACAAAUAUGAUAUUGUUAGUGCAUUAAUAUACACACUAGCUAUAAAUGACAAAUCUGUGAGGUCAAUACAUUCUUAAAUGAAAGAGAGCAUAGACUCAGUUGCCCCUAGGUUGACCCAGAUCCUAAAAAACGCUUCAAUGAACAUGGUUAUUGGUUAGAAAUUUAGCUGUCACAUUUAGACUCUAAACGAAUUGCUAUCUGAUGUUGAGCAUGUUUUUAGGAUUACCAACUAAUUUGCGGUAUAAAAGAUCAAUUUGAUACUCUGUAUAACUGGCCUUUGUGUGAUACUCUGUAAAACUGGCCAAAGAGAAUUUUACAGCAUUUUUGUCAAUUACUGAAUUAUGAUUCUACAGCUGCCCCAUCUUGGAAAAAGUUUGGCUUUGGUACGUUUCCAAAAUGAAAACACUCAAAUGAAAGAAUCCAUCUGAUAGGAUGAUCAAUACCAAUCCAUCAUUAAUAAUUACCUUAACCCAAUGGGUAAAAGUGCACACUUUCUUAAUGCAAAGUUUGUCAGUUUGCAGAUUGUAUGCAUAAAUUACCAUUCAAAAUUUUCACAGCAUUAAUUUAUUUUGAAACAUAUGAAAGCUUGUUUUUGAAGGAAGAAUUAAAGACAGCCAAGGAUACAUUGCUUUGGAUGGGCUGGGAGUCAUUGGCUCCACAAAGCUGCCUGAACCUGCCAAAGAAUUUUGCCAUAGCCGACAGUCAGCGUGUGAUUUUCAGCAGGAUUGUACUGAUGGAAGUGAUGAAGAUCCAAAAUAUUGCAGUAAGUUUAUUGCACAUGACUAAUUAUUCUCCUUCUCGAAUCAAUACACAGAUACACACACACACACACACACGCACACGCAUUCACACACACACAGACAAACUCACACACACACACAUAUUACUGUACAAUGUAAGACACAUUGUGCUCUUGUUUUCUUUCAAUACAUGUGUGUGUUUGUGCACAAAUAUAAUACGCAGUGUACAUUAAUAUAAAUAAACAUAAAGGCCACUAUAGCAAAAAUUUUAAAAAUGGUUGAUUUGGAGAAUUUUUUUCCAGUUUUUCUACUUUUUUUCUAAACCAUAUCACUGUCAGUACACCACAAAUCCUGCUUUGCUGAAUAAGUUCCACAGAGAUGUUUACUUAUAGUUAGUCAGUUUGAAAUAUCUGCAAUAAUAAUUAAAAUAUAAAACAAACACGCUUAUUUACUAAAGUGUGAAUUGCCAGAAAUGUUAAAUGAUUUGAAAGUGGAUUUUUGGGUCAAAAGAGUAAAUUGGAGAAAUUCUCCAAAUCAACACUGUUUUCACAAUUCAGUUAUUUUAGCUUAAAAAUUAAUUUAUUAUUAUUGAAUAACUCUGAUACUGUAGAUAACAGUAACUGAGUCUAAAUAAAAUGUUAUUUACUACAGUUUUAACAUGACGUGUUAUUAUACCAUAAUUCUCAUAACGUGACAUUAAAUUUAUAUGUAGUUAAUGUAAAAACAUGUGUAGCAGUUCAGCACUAAAUAAUCAGCAUCCCCUGACAAUGACAAAUAUUCAAACAUAUUUUUUGAUAUGUAGGAAAUUUUACCAGAUGUGACUUUGAAUCUGACUUUUGUGACUGGAUUGUAAUAGAAACAGAUGGCUUGAGUUGGAAGGUAGCCAACAAAAAAAAGUCAUCUGAUCACAACCUCCCAAAUAAAGACCAUACAACUAAAACAGAAUACGGUAAGUAUAUAUUAUAUGUCAUAUAUUUCUUAAAAAUAAUUUUCUAUGUCUAACUUGUAGUAAAACAUUUUAUCUACCUUGCGUCUCAAGCUAUUAAUGCAUAACAGGAUGAAAAGCAUGAUGGCAAUUUUACACAAAGUUACAAAAUAUUAAUCAACUUAAGGAAUUUGUCAUUGUGUGUUUUCCAACUAAAGCCAAGUUGGUGGAACAGUUCCAUUUUGAAACUUCUGUCCUAUUGUCCGGGCCGCAUGUGACCUAGAAUCGCUAGCAGUGCGGCCCGGCUGCAGUCUGGGUGGAGAGGGACUGGACUGGGCCAUCCAGGCUGACAGUUCUAAAAAUAAAAAAUCUGUCAUUGAAACAAUUUUCCCCUCGGACUGAGACGGCCUGUGUUAGUCUGAGGGGAUUAAUGAAUGGUGUUCUGGGGGAGGUCGGAGGGAGCACUGUGAGGCACUGUGAGGCUCCCUUCACCAUUCUCUGCAAUUCCGUGUCCAUGUGUGGAUCUCUGAUUGUGUGUACAAAUUUGUUAUUAUGCGCAUAGGUCUGUGAGUGUAUGUGUGUGUCUGGAAUUAUGUUUAUAUAGGUUUGUAAUAGUGUGUGUGUGUUUAUGUGAUUGUGUGUGUAUAUCUGUGGUUAUGUGUGCAUAUACAUGUGUAUAUAUUUAGUAGAUAGCGCCCUAAUUUGGUAUCCUUAAACAUGGCAAUUCCACAUAAGGAUAACAAAUAAGGGAGUUAUCUACUAAACAAAAUUAAUAAAAAUGGUUUUAAAGUUUUAGUAUAUAAAUUAAUUAUAUGAUAAAUUUUAUGUGUGGCCCAAGAUAAUUCCUCUGCACUCAAUGCGGCCCAGGGAAGCCAAAAGUUUGGACACCCAUGCUUUAAACUGAUCCACCACAUGCUGUGCUCUCCCAGUUCACUUGAACCAUGGUUGACGUCAUUAAAGGGGGUGCAAGCGUUCUCUGAAAUGUCAUAUCUUUUUAUGGUCCUGAGCAUCACCAGAGACAGUUUGCAUAAAAUCCCUGCACAGGUCUGCCCCUACAAAAUUGGACUGUUUUCCUUGUUUUGUACCUGGGGAAUGUUGUCUGGUAUAUGAAUGGAGAUAUAUAAUGAUUGCCUUGCUUGUGAGUUUGCAUUUUAAAUUUCUAGAGUGUAUUACUGAAAAACAUAGAAUGGAGAAUAAAAAGCAGAAAAGCAAGUUUAACGUGUUAGCAGCUUGGUGGUGAUAAUUAGGGGUUGAAUGGUAGCAGGUUGUGAAUCAUGCUCUAAAAUACAAAGAAUCUGUUAGUUGUUGUUACAAGGUUGUUAGCGUGUUCACGUUUAAUUGGUACAGUGAAUGCAGUGACUGCAAAGAUUGUCCUGAACAAACAGAGAAGGAAGGAAGUGGUAUCUGUUUAAUGGUAUGAUGUACAUGCUUGAAUACAAGGUGUAAUGGUAAGGAGGUGGCAGACAAGGCUAGUUUCUAAGAAAAUGGUAUGUCCAAAAAAAAAAGCAUUAAAGAAAGAUAAACAAAUGAUCUCUAUGUAGAGCUGCUAUUCAAUAUUAUUUGUUUAUCUUUCUUUAAUUUUUUUUUUUUGGACAUAAAGUCGUAUAUUCUUUAUUAUAGAGGUAAGGCACUGAAAAUAGAUGUAUACAGGUAGGGCCCUAUUCUUUUUAGUGAAGCAAAAACCAAGAAAUCUAUGGUGGGGAACAUUGUGAUUAAAAGCCAUUUCCACCUGAAGUCAGUGGAUAGUCAAUACAUUGUGAAACACAGAUCUGCCCACCAGUCAAGCCAUAAGACCUGCUUUUCCCACAUAAAGCUCAAAUUUGCUGUGAUAUUAGUACUGCAAAGGAUUCUGGGUGGGAAUAUGCAAACUAGUUCAACAAGGAAUCCCAUUUUUGCCUCAUUACUCCAUUUUAAACAUGGGUUCCUUGGAGUUUGUGUUUGCUGUAUUCAACAGCUUUAAAACCAAAAUCAAGAAGAGAUGCAAAGCCAGUGAACCACUUAUGGACAGCUGUUUUGUUGUUCAGACAACUCAUCAGCAUAAGGUUGGUUACUGGUUUGCUAUUGAGGCUUGGCAUCACUUGCAAACCAAAAAACAAGAAGUUAUCGUGGGGAAAACUUGUGAUUGAAAACCCCUUCAACCUGAAGUUAGUGGAUAGUCAAUACAUUGUUAAACACAGAUCUGCCCACCAGUCAAGCUAUAAGACUUGCUUUUCCCACAGAAAUCUCAAAUGUGAUUCUUUAAAAAAAAAAAAAAACUAAUUUGCAUAUGUCCACCCAGAAUCCUUUGCAGUAGUAACAUCAGUGCAAAUUUGAGAUUUCUGUGGGAAAAAGAAAGUCUUAACUUGACUGGUGUGCAGAUCUGUGUUUAACAAUUUAUUGACUAUCUUUUUAGUGAUUAAUUAAUGGAAGGAAUUUGCACUCAAAGACUGUACAAUUUUAAAAGGAUCAAAUGCAUUAUGUUGGUUUACAGGAAUAGUUCAAAGAGAAAAUUAAAAUGUUACAUAUGUGGAAUCAAACUGAGAUUCUCUAUAAGUAAUUACAUAUAGCUUUCAUUUAGCCUUAUGGCUAACUAAAACAGAAAGGUUUCUCUGGAUAAAGAAAUGUAAAAAAAAUAUCUUCUGUGAUAUAAUUCUUUUCAAAACAUGCUUCUCAUGGAUACAAGAGAUAAGUUGAUACAAACAAUAUAUCCAAGAAAAUAAUCUAACUCAAGGCUAAACAACACAUGUAUUAGAACUGCACUAUAUUAUCUAAAGCUUUACUUAAAGCUGAGUAGGAUUAUAACAUGUUUGAUCAAAGUAUAAACAUAACAACAUAGUAUCAAAUCAAGCUUAAAACCAAUGUAAGAAUUAGCAUUAUUCGUUAUUAUUAUCUAUGAUACUUGGUGUAUCAGCCUCUUAGAUCUGGGCCACAAUAAGUAUGGAUGAGAUAAUGUUUGGACCAUAUCCUAACAUGACUCUUCUGAUAUAAAAUGAACGGGAAAAUCUCACAUAACAAAAUACAAGCUGUUCCUAUGAUAGAAGUUAUUUAAUUUAUUUAUGACCUUGGGGGAUAACAGGCGUGAUUUUGUGAGGCAGGAUUGGCUUACAAAGGUAAAAGCAAAUAUCUAUAAAUAAUGCAUUUGUGAAUACUAAAAGGAGAUAAAAAAAUACAGGACUACUUAACAAAAAAUCCUAGUUUUAAGAGAAACAAAAUAAACCAUUUGAAGUAUCAAAAACAUUUGAUCAAAAAUGUAUUAAAACAUUUUUUUUUUUAAACUUUACUUUUAAUUAUGUCUAUGCUAAAAUAUUUUGGGCAUUCUCUAUGUUCCGUAGUUUGUAUUUUAAAUAGAGUAUUGCUUUGAGGAGUAAAAAUGGCUUAACUUUUCUUCUAUUCUCCAAUAAAAGGCUGCUGAUAUAAAUAAUUUAAAUUAGGCAUGUAUUAUACAAAAGCAAAAUGUAUGAACUUGCGGAAAGGUUGUUCACUCAUCCAUUGCCUUGUCUCUGUAGUUACCAUGUAUUCAAAAUAGCAAUAUGUAGCAUCCUUGACAUUAAUAAUGUACCAUCCUUGUACAAGCCCAGGGGGUUUCUCCAGUAUUUUUUGCACUCAGAUUGUGGUCUGUUCACUAAACUGCAAGUAAUGGUGAGGUUACGUUGCAACAUUAAGUUAAAAUAGGAGAUAAUUCUCAAACCAGCUUUGUUAUUUUUUUUUUCCUAAAUAUACUAUUUGAACUUUUUUUUUUGCAUUUUGGUUGUUAACUAAAUUGUGCUGAGACCCCCUUUGACUUUUACCAAUAAAUUCAACUAUCAUAAUCACAAUGUUCACUAUUAUGCAUUAUUUAACUUUAGAUCUACAAAGCACGACAGAAGAAAGUGUUCAUGUCAAUGUAAACAGAUAUUAAACUGAGAAUGUGUUUUCACCUUUUCACACUUCGAACUACCAGAUACAUCUGCCUUUUUUUCCUAGAUCUCAGAAACCUAUUGGGAUGUCCCUUUAGGUUACGCAAAGUACAAUAAAGAGUUUCUCUGUUUUUUCUUGUGUAUGAUCUGUUGGAUUAGAUUCUCAGAUGCUGGCUUGGCAGAGUUUCAUUGCAGUAUUUAUGCAUAUGCUAUACAGCUAGGUACCGGGAUCAUGUAUCUCUCUAGCAUGGAACGCAGACAAUUUCCGGAAGCCUUUGCCAGAUCAACAAGGCUCCCUCCUCUGUCUUGUAUAGCUCUUAUCCUAUGCAUUGUGUCCUAACCUGCCCCUUUUGCUUAUGAUCUAUUUUCAAAACCUUAGAUGUUGUGACAAAUGCUCCUUCCCACGUACGCUUGCCAUGGACUCCUGGAGGAGUGUGGAAGCCGGCCUCCUGCCCACCGACUAUGGUCCAGGUCUGGGACACCAUUUUGAAGUUACUCUGCCCAGCUGCCAUUAACAGCUUUCCCUGGGUGCCCUUGGUUCGGCACUUUCCCUUCAUAAGAAUGGAACCGAACGCUGGCUCUCUGGCAGGCGUUCGCAUGAAUCAAACCCAAAAAUAGUCCCAGCUGUACUUAGCCGCUACCACUAUGGAACUAAAUUCGUCAUGAGGACUUUGUGGGUUCCCGGUCACCUCACAGGGGUGUUUCCCCUACAUUGCAUGGAUAAGAGAGCUAUUUGAAGAACUUUGGCGCUCAAAUCAGGGCUAUUUAACAAUGUAUUAUUUGUGGGGUUGUUUGAUGUUUUUAUUAUGUUUUUGGGUAUUUUUAUGUUUUAUAUUUUUAUGUUUGCCUCUCUGUUCCUGGGAGAUAAUUAGCUUACCGGACUUUAACUCAAUUAUCUCCCAGGCCCAGAGAUUCCUGGGAGGGACUUGUGUUGAAGACAAUGAAGACCCCCUGCUGGGGUCUGUGUAUAAAUAGGCUGUGUUUGAAUGCAUUAAACCAGUUGUACUCCAAAAGUUAUGUCAUCUAGUUACUGGGAGGGGAAAUGGCUAAUCACUGUUCCAGCUUGUUCCAGCUCAUGGAUGAUUCAGUGGGGAAAGUCCUUGUAAGGACUAAAGCUCCCAACGCUGUGUGUCAUCCAGUCCCUGGGAGGGAAUAGAGCUAGUCCCCUAUCCUGCUCCAGGAGGACUCCAGCCAAGCCAUGGUGACUGGGGCAGAAGCACUGAGAUUUUCCCCUGUUCCAGCUAGGAAGCGGUCCUUGGUGGAGGUACCCAGCCAGGGUACAGGGAGCUCCACUACAGAUGUGCAUUGACUUCAACCAAUGCCUUCUGUUCUCUGGUUAGUGACUGUUCACCUUGCGUCUAAUCCUCUCCCUGCUUGCUACAAUCGGAGAUAGUGGUCAAUGGGUUAAAUAACUUUUUGGCACACUACUUGUAAUUCAGGUUCCAGCAUGCACAAGUCAAACUUACCACUGAUUAGAUGAGGUAUUUUAGGAAGCAGAGUCAGCUGCACACCGAUAUCUAUGGUAGCCAAGAUGACUGUUGUCAGGUGAUAUAAAUGGUAAAGAGUAAAUGUGUUUCACUUUUGUUUUUCUUUAUGGGUCAAACACCAACUUUUUUUGUUUACAUUUUUCUGUACUUUUAUCUUUUUAUUUUACUUUUUACAUUUAAAAAAAUGUCCUACCAGAAAAUGUCAUGAUCUAAUGAUCUAAUAACAGACCCAUAAAAAUGUAUAACAGGUUCAGUGAUCACAUUAUGUGUGCUUUACUUCUUGUGAUCUUAAUUAUGCUAAGCAAGUGUCUUCUGCAGUUUUUUAAAUUCUUUGUCCCACUCAUUCCUUACUAAAAGUGUGUUCCAAAAAUGAAAAUGAGAAAUAAUGUAAAUAUUUGUUAGACUUUUUUUUUUAAACUAGAAGAUCCACAAAUACUAUUUCUACUACCAGUAUUUGUCUAUCCUUUAUUUUACCACUGUGGUAAGGUCUGGACCAGAGGAAGCCCUUCAUGAUGACAAAUAUCCACAUUUACUAUUAUUAGAUAAAGUAGCUGUUGCUGGAUGUUACUUGUAACUUUCUUUUAAUAUUAAAACAUCUACCAUGAUCAUCAUCUGGUUCACUUCAUCUGCUUCAACCUUUGUCCUGAAUCUUUAUUAGUGCAACCACACAAACACAACCUCAAUGUGUAAGGUAUAUAUAUAUAAAUCUGUUACCUGGAGUAGAUGAAUUGAUCAGAAUACAUUGGGAUAAAGAUACUCCAUAAUACGGUAACAGUUAAAGAGGGAGUAUGCGCACUGUGCCUUUAGAGGGCACUGCUCUUCUUUAUAGCAGGAAGCAGGAGGAAGACAUGGGAAAAUAUUGAAUAUUAAAAACAAACAAAUAAAAAUACCACAAAUAGGUAGUCCCAGAAUUAAGUCUUUGCUGUCCGAGACGCGUUUCACCUUGUCAAAAAGGCUUUUUCAAUCGGAAUCCUCUUCUGUGCGCAAUCUGACGAUUUAUAUCUGACGGUUUCUUUUUGAUAGGUCCUCUUGCUCCUUCAUUAUCCAAUCCGUUGGCUCGUAUAGAGGGGUGUAUGUUAGACUAGCUGUUGGUAGUUAACUCCGCAUAUACGGAAGUGACGUAUCGGGGAAUCCAUGACGUCACUUCCGGUUUUACGUUAUCAUCAUUUUUUGUAUUGGCAUCUGCCCCAUUGCUCUGUACAUCGAUGUAACUCGGGCGGAUUGUUCACAGUGUUCAAUAAGGUGCAAUUGAAAAAGAACAUUAAGGAAACAGUAUCAAUAGACCCAUUUGAGAAAAUAAAAGAGACAGUAUUUAUAAAUUUUUUUAAAUAUUACAGAGUAAAUUGUGCUUCAUUAUGUAUACAAUCCAAAAUGUAAUUUUGUUAGUAAAGAAGAAUUCUCAUUGUUAUUGUAAUCUUUAGUGUGAAUUUAAAACAUCCUAUAUAUUCAUACUUUGCAAUCCAAGGUGCUAAAAUAAAUACCAACUAUCCAAAAGGAUACUAUAGAUAUUAAAUAUAUGUAUAAAAAGUCAAUAAAAAAUAAUAAAAAUCUAAAAAUAAUUUUAUAAAAAAUGACAAAGUUUGAAAUCAUUAUUUAAACCACUUGGGUGUAAAGUGUCCAAAUUGAAUAUCCAAAGCAUCUCUGAUUGUCCCAUCCUUUUAAUUAGAUUAUCACACCUCCAAUUUAUUGUCACUUUUUGAAUUCCCAGAAAUUGCAGUUUUCCAGGAUCACUAUUAUGUAAAUUUUUAAAAUUGAGAAAUACAUUAUGUUUUGGGAAACCAUUCCUUACAUUCCUAAUAUGUUCCUGUAUUAUUACUUGUAAAGGGCGGAUGGUUUACAGAAAUAAUGUUUACCCUUUUGAUUAUUCUUACCUAUCUUUGUCAUUAAUAUUUUUCAUUUUCUUAGGACAAUUCAUCUACUUCAGUUCGAGUUUGGUGGAAGACAACAUGCUCUCAUCUUCGUGGCUGGAAUCCUCUUUCAGUGUGAAACCUUCAGAAACUAAUGCUGGUUGCCAGGUAUUCAUUUAUAACUAAGAAUUAAUCAGCUUCUCCAUAAAUAAUACAUUUCCAUAUUGAAACAAGGUCCAGUUUUUUUUCUUCCUACCUAAUAUGCCAAAAUCUCCUAUACUUUCACAAUUUUAAUUUUCCACUUUCUAUUGACGCUUCAUUGAUUUUGGAUUCCAAACUGAUUUAACACCAGUCAGUCUAACAUAAGGAAUAUGUUUGUUCAAGUGCAUAUGAUUUACUAGGCAAAUAAUUAAGAGGCUAUUUGUACAGAAUUACAAGUUUUAAGGAAAACUGUCACUUCAAUUUUUUUUUAACAUAAUAAACCUUUCAUAAAAUUUUGAAAGGAAAACUUUUUUUUUUUUUUUUAAAUCAAGUAGUGUAGUUUUGUGGUUACACUUGUCCUUUAAGAUGAAAAACUGUAAUAAUCAGAAAAUUAUUAAAAUUAUUAUUUUUAAUAUAUGAACAACCACAAGUGAAUGUAGAAAAGUCUGAAAUAAAAAAAAAAUAUAUAAUGAUGCUCUGCCUAACCUAUGAUUACUAUAAUUUUGUAAGUGGACAAAAUUCUGGAAUGAAAGAAGUAAAAACAAUGACAUUUGUGCAUUUAAAAACAUCAGUGGUGAGUUAGCAGGUGAAAGUUGAACAUUAAUAAAUAUGCAUAUAUAUAUUUCUAAUGUAGCAUGAUUAAAUCUGAAACAAGCCCAAUUUUAUACUGUCAUAUAUGAAUUAAUUUCCUUACAUACUGAGAAUUCUUAAGUGACAUACAUUUUUAUAUAGUUCAAUAAAAUAAGAAAACAGCAAUCUACUUUAUUUUCACGUCCUUAUGCAGCUCUGAUCGGUAUGGUUAGCAUAGCUUAAAGGGACACUAUAGUCACCAGAACAACUACAGCUUAUUGUAUUUGUUCAGGUUAGUAGAAUAAUUCCUUUAAGGCUUUUUGCAGUAAACACUAUGCUUUCAGAGAAAAUGCAAUGUUUGCAUUAAAGCCUAGGGAUACCUUCAAUGGCCACACCUCAUAUGGCUGCUGGAGGUGCUUCCUGGGGCAGUGCUGCACAAUUUGACUGACAUUCCCACCCUCUGCAUGGAGACACUGAACUUUCCUCAUAGAGAUGCACUGAUUCAAUACAUCUCUAAGAGGAGAUGCUGAUUGGCCAGGGCUGUGUUUGGCUUGUGCUGACUUGACAGUCUCAGCCAGUCCAAUGCUUUCCUAUGUGAAAGCAUUGUGAUUGUCUCAGAACGCCACUUUGAUGAUGCCAGCCAUGCAUGCUGGAAUAAAAGUGAUAUUUUGGUAUAUUUAGGGGCACAAGUGAGGGCCAGUGGGGACUAGAUAGUGGUUUUUGUGUUCCUGACUCUAUAGUGUUCCUUUAAAGCCCAUUGCCAAGUCUGUCUCAACACCUAAUUUGUCUGCUUUCACAAUGAUGGACUCAGAAAAGAUAACCACUGCACUUUAACUUAGUAAGCCUUUAUUUGGUUUUACCUCAGUGUUUCACAAAUUUACCUUGUCAUGAAUCGAAGUUGCGUGAUAUGCAGCCACAGAUGCCACUACAUAUUUUUAUUAAAAACAAACAAUGUCUAAAAAAAAAACAAAACACAAGGUCAUGCACUCAUUAUAACUUUCAACAAAGCAAUAUGGUUUAAUGUACAGAAAUAAACAAAAAUAAAGGAUUUGUUUCAUGUAUGAUAACACAUGAACAGGGCACGGUCUCAUAUUUGGGAAUGUUACAGAUUUUGUGGGCCUUAUAUUAUGUUUUCCAUCUUCCUAUAUAAUAAAGUUGAUAUCUGGCAGAAAGAGGUGGCCCCAAUAAAAACAUUGAAUGGAUCAAGCUGGAAAUAUGGGGAAGCCAAAUGUAAAAGACAGGAGACUCAGUAGUUUGGAAACUAAGUAUCACCACCCUUUCUCACCUCAAUGGGAGUCUUGCAAGGGUAAUAAUUACUGUUUCACAGCACAAGAUGCACUGUUUAUAGUUGCUUUAUUUGAAAUGAGAUAUGCAUGGGCCUAUAUACAACCUGUUACAGAUGUUAUCAAAUGAUAACAAGCAACAGCCUAUACUGGGUUUAAUUGGUACAUGACUGUUUGUAAGAACAAAAAAAAAAAUGUUUUUAUACAUUGUAACAUGUUACAAUCCAUACUUACAAUGUAAAAAAAAAAACGAUUGGCCUUGAUGUAAAUCGUGAUGCACUUUACAAGCAAGUGAUUAAAUAGUAACUACAAUGUAUCCCGCAGUGGCAAAAUUAUUCAGAGAAAUCAUUUAUUUAGAUUUGGAAAAAAUAAAGAAAACAAAUUCAGGUGAAUGCCAGAUCCUAUUUACUAUUUUACGUACAAUAGUUCUUCAGUGUUUUUAGUUGUGUGCGGAAUGGUUGCUCAUGGUGUGAAAACAAACAUAAUCCGCUGGCCUUGAAUCUCUACUGAAAAUAUUAGUAGGGGAGAAUUUAAUGGAACCAAGCAAUUUUAAUAAUCAGUAGGGGUUUCCUUUUUUUCCCCCAAGAAAUCUGUGAUUGUUGAGUGAAUAUUGUAAAUUAUUCAUUUUGGAAUAAAGAGGUUAUAUGUUGUCAGAGUAUUCAGAGGCAAAGCCAAGUCUUCCCUGUGUAUAUCCUCGUGCCUGCUGUUUGUUUUUCUAAUUACAGUAAGGACAAGAACUGCACAAGAAAAUAUAUUUUGAUGAAUGUAGACACGUUCUUUAAUAUAUUUUCUACAGCGAUGUAGGGCCUCCCUACAUCUGCCAUUCACAGUUACCAAACAAUAACUUUUAAAACCCUCAGAAAUGUAUUAUUCUACAGUAAUAAUAGCACCAGUCCUAUAACUCUGGGUGAUGAUCUCCAAUUAUCAAACUGGCAAUGACAAUCGUUAAACAAACAGCAGCAUUACAUUUAAUUUGUUUAAAAUGAAAUGUUAUAGCAUUAAAUAAAAUGUGUCUAUUGGAAAAACAAACACCUCUUAAUGGACUGGGUAUCUGUAUUCCUAAUGUUACAAUCCUGAUGGCCCUAAAUAGUUUACGCCCAUUCAUUUAAAAAAAAAAAAAAUAGGAAUACGUAUAAAAGAAACACUCAUCUGUCCUCCAGUGCUGAGUCCUCCUCGGCAUUGCCGCAUCCUGGAGACGGGCCUCCGGGAUUAUGGGCCAAUCCAAUGCUUCUCCUGCAGGAGCAUUGUGAAGUUCAAUGCAACUACAAUUCCUCCAUAGAGAAUGAUUGUAUUCAAUGAUUCUCUAUGGGGGAUGGUGACUGCACUGUGCACGUGUGCAUCGUAUGAUAAUUGGGAAGUAAGAUUCCAAGCUCUCAUACCCAGAAGGCUUGGAGGUGUGACUUGAAGCUGGGCUUUCGAGCCUUCUAUUUAGUUUAAUAUUUGGUUUUGGAGUGUAGUCAGGGGGGCAGACUGCAGGCAGUUUAACAUCUGCAAUACGAUGAAGUUGUUAAAGUGCUUAUAAUGUCGCUUUAAAGUAAAGGGAUUUAGCUGACAAAUAGCUUAAUAGAAUUAAGAAUUAGAUCUUAAUAGCAGACAUCCACAAUCAAAGUCAUCCAAAAGCUUGUUGAUGGAGUUGUCGAAGGUCUCAAAGCAGGUCAGUCAAUUAGUAUAUUGAGAAAGCAUACAAAUACAAAUCUCUAUUUGUGCAUCAGCAUUUUCAUAAUUGAACAUAAAGAAAGGCUUUUUCAAAAUCCCAAAUCAUCUAGUAUGUCAAUGCAUUCUGCUGCAUUAAUAUGUCAAUUUGAUGGAACUAGGAGCCUAGUCUAAAUCAUGGUCAAUACACCAAAACCAUUAUUAAUCCUUAGCAAGCUUUAGAAUUGGCACUGUGGGAACAUGUAGUAUUUUGCAUGGAUCCAUCAAAACUCAGGCUCAUCCAGAUAUUGCAAAAUAGUAAAGAGAGACUUCUUUACAGAGACCAUCAUUUCACUGCUACAAAUUCCAAAGGCAGUGAGCGAUACAUUUUUAUAGAAGAUGAUUUUAGCUUUUUGUGUGGCUGUUUGGAUGUACCAGCUAAUCAUGGAGCUCCCAGUAAAGAGUUAUUAAGCUGACAGUGCUUCUUCUGUCCUUUUGGAACUCAGUGGACUGCAUUGCCUACAAAGAUCAAUGACUUUCAUGUUGUAAGUAUGUUAGCAAUGAUGACAGAACUGUUCCGUUAUCUCACCUGGCAUACUACUUUGUAGGUUAGCUGCUGUUGGCCUUGAAUGAUUUUUUUUCACAAUAAUAACGCUUCCAACUAAAUGGGGCAGCUCUUGCAAUGUACACAUUUAAUUAUUUGACUCAUUGGGGAUAUCCCAUCCUAAGGUGUCACAUUGAAAAGUAAUUUAUCAACACAACAUCAUAGCAUUGUUGAUGUGUGCUUAUGGCAAGUGUGAACCUGAUUGUUUCUGUCUACCUGCAAUAGGUGUUACUGUUCUAGUCAGUUUCUGUAGUGGAAUUUGGUGUCUUCUUACUUUUAGACUUAUGAGCCCAGGUUCUCUUAGCAGAGUACUUGUUUAGUCUUCUUUCUGAAUCCCAAUAUCCUCAUAGUCUUCAGUGGAGGAAUUAUAAGCAAAGAGACCAAGAGAACCCAGCCCAUAGUGCAUAUCACCAAGCUUCACAGAUGAACAUAUCAUGAAACCCAUAAAACAUUUGGAUAUAAAACCCCCCAAUAAUGCAGCAAUUUUAAGUAAAAUAUACUGCUCCCAAUGGACAUUGUGGUCAUUUAAUAUAUUUCCAAAAGUAUCCUUCAGAGCAGAGUUGGCCAAAAUGUGCAUUUACCAUCGUACUACAGUUUGAGGACUGAAUGGAUGAUUGUCAUUAAAUGAAAACAUAAAAAUGGAAUUAUGGUAUAGGAACAUUUAUUUCUAAAUCCACCUCUGAUCCAAGUUUUAAGUGGAGAAAUGUAAGUUUUUUUUAAAGUUAUAGAAGAUAAAGACAUAAGCGGUUACUUAGCUCCUUAACACAAAGCUUACUGCUUUGCCAUCUCUGAAUGUCCACUGGUAGGACAUACAAAAGAAGUCGAUGGUAAACUUUAAUGUUCAGGAGUUUCUAGAAAUGUAGUGUUAACGUCUUACAUUAUUCCUUUUUCUUUUCAGUACGUUAUUCAGUUCACAGAGUGAAAAGCAGGAAUUGGAAUCUAAAUGUUGUGAGAGCUAAGGGUGGUUAGUUCGCAAUAUCUGAAGAAAGAUUGCUGGAGCAGAUUUGUUUUGAAUUUAAAUUGAAAGGACAAGACAAAACAAUGUCAAACUGACCAAGGUCAGAAAACAGAACAGAUAGAAAGCAAGAAAAUAAUAGAUACCAAGUGACAAUUAAAAAUCAAGGUGAGGGAAGGUUGAGAACAUGGAAGGUUAUAUACUGAAGGUAAUAACAGAAGUAUAGAAUUGAAGGAAUCAUAGGAAUGAAGAAUAUGGUUAAUUUUUUUAUCUCAUCUAUGGAAAAAAGGAAGCAAUGAAACUAUGUAGGAAGUCAGCUUGAUUUUGAGCUGAGUCGAACUGUAAAGCAAUAGCAAGGAAACUACAUUUAUACGUAAGGCUCUGUUCAGAUCUCAUACAGUCAUUGACACCUGUACCUUGUCUUCAGGGAUAUGAAAUGCCUUUAUAGUUACUUUUGUCUAGGAAUCAAAGAAGAGUGUUUAACACAGUGAGAAAAGUAAUCCCUCUCAACGAUAGCUGAAAACCCUUGGUGCAUUUUUAUUUGAAGUGCAGAUAAGACAAGAAAUGUAAAAACAUGCACAAAACUUUAAAAUAAUGUCCUAAAGAGGACAUAAACAAUAGCUACUAAGUUGCAUGUUAGAUGUCAUUAGCAUUAGUCUUUCCCUGAUUUUAACAUAAUGUAAUUUGUACAACGAAACUUAAAAUAAUCUGUGUUUGUAUAAAAUAAAAUGAAGAUAUGGUGAUUGGACACUGUAAGAUUGAACAAACCUAUUAUUUUUUAAUCUAUUAUAUAAAUAUUAUAUUAUCAUACAAAUAUGAUAGUGUUACACACUAGCCCUAAAUUACAAAUCUUUGAGUCAAUAAGUUUUUUAAUUGAAAGAGUGCAGAGACUCAGCUACCCAUACGGUGAUCUAUCCUAAAUAUAUAAUCUGUCUGUCUGUCUGUCUGUCUGUCUGUCUGUCGAGAGAGAGAGAGACUGGGUGUAGAGGGAGACAGCAGUGCAAUAGAGAUAAGUGUCUUCUUGUCCCACAGAGUACUCCAUAUAUAUAACUAAUCAGUGUCUGGUUUCUGUACAAUAUUUGUACAUGACUUUAAAUACAUUCUGACAAUGAGCGACUAAUUAUUAAAUAAAACUUUAGUAUGAAAAACAAUAUUUUUUAAUAAUAAUCAAGCUCGUUAUUUAUGCAAUAUCACUCCCCAGAAUAUUAAAACACAUACAGAACAUCGAUGCUUAAUUAAAGGUCAUCUGGAAAUUUAAUUAUAAAAACAAAUACAAUUUGUGUUCACUUCUGCUAUAAAAUUUUACUUUCCUUUUCAGUUGCAUCAAUCUCUAUGCGCUUAUUCUCUUCACAACUUUAUUAAUAUUCUCCUGCAUAGCUUGUAAAGUGCAUAUGAAGCUUCUAUUUCAGCAUAAUUAGACAUGCUCUUUCCGAUCUCACCUUGCAAGCCAUAACAUUUACCUUAAGUAGCUGGGAAGUCAACUGUUCUUUAACUUAUUCGAAACAAACACAAAAGGACAUAGAGGGUGAAUUAAUAAAAAAUAAAAUCUAUAUUCACAAGAUUUCUGCAGCCUUUUGCAAUACAAUUCAUAUUAAUAUUAAUAGGCAAUAUACAGCAGAAUGGCAUCUUGUUAAAAAGACUUUUUCAAGACAUGACUGAUUUGACUGGUAGAUGAGCUGUCACUGCCUUAGCAUUACAUAACUGAUUAGUAUUCUGUAACCACCUUCCACAUAAAAAGUGUCUGUUGAUGGUUGUAACAUUGUCUUAUUGCAAGUACUUGCCACAAAUUUUCUCUGAAGUUCUCUAAGUGAAAUUUCUAACAGAAAUUGUACGCUUGCAGGAAGACACUAAUAUGACAUUUGACCACAUGAAAGAUGCAAAGUAGUAAUUUUGCACGCCAGGGGUAUCAAAGCUUUCAUUUAAUCUACUCGUAGUUGAAAGCUUUAUUUGUGUAUACAAGUUUGGAAGUAAAUAUAUUUCAAACCAUAAUAUGAAAACAAUUCUAAAAUUGCCUGGAUUGGAGAUUGUAUCUAAAUCAUCUAUUUGAGCCUCAAUUUAGGUUCUCGUUUCACAGAAUCUUUCUGUUUACUGGAUUAAGACGAUUGUUUCACAUUCUGUGCAGGUGAUUUAAUGCCAAUGGACACCAUGCCAGAUAGUUAUACUAAGGAAAAAAUUCCAAGUCAUCUAUGCGGGACAUUGGACAAUUUAAGUUGGGUUUGGUUUCAACAAUAGCUGAUUUGUUAUUACAAUUAUAUAAAAUACCAGAUUGAAAUGGACUCUUGAAACUGAGCUUGCCAGCUGUUGAAAAUUUGAUGUUUCAAACCAGACAAAAAGGAACAAUGAAGUAGUUAAACAUAUAGUUGUCCUAGGAAGUCCCAAUAUUAAGUCCCAUCUGUGACCAUAAAGGGAUGCCUAAGCUCAGCAACAAUAUUUAUGUAGGAUGUAGCACUUAGAUGAUGCUCAGUUGGUAUUUAGGAGCCUAAUUCAUGCCAAGAAAAUAUUCCUCACAUCUUUUCACCACUAAGGCAAGCCUAAAUCGUCAACACAAGGCAUGAUGCAAUAAUGGAUUCAAAUUUGUCUCCAAAAUUUUAACCUGCAAACUGCACGAUGCAACAGAAAUCAAGAUUCAUCAGGCAAAAUGUUUUUAAUUUUCUACUGUCCAGUUUUGGUGUGUCUGUGCCCACUGUUGCCUAAGCUACAUGUUCUUUGCUGGCUGGAAAAGCUGUGGUGUUCUUCUGCUGCUGUAGCCCACGCAUUUUGUUGCUGCCACAUGAUCGUCUUAUAGUAGAUAUUUAGUAGAAUGUAAAGAUAAGCAUUAAAAGGGAGGUAUUUAAAUGUUUCCAGUAACGUGGCCACUGAAUAUGUAUUCCAGUACAAAGUAAACUCAUGGUGUAGAAAAGAUUGCAAGAAUAAAAAUGUAGUGCAAUAUCAUUUGAAUUCUUCAAUUGCUAUUUUUAGAAUACAACCAUAAACAAAAAAUGUAAUUUUUACAAAUAGUUAACAUUCUUAAUAUGCAAUUGUUACUGUUAUAACAAUUGUCACUUUUUAUCUUCUUACAGAUCCGGCUUUGGUACCAAAUAAGGGGAACAGCCAAAUUAUCCGUUUUUACGAAAUAUGUUGAAAAUGAAGGUUCACAAAUGCAGCUUGUAAAGCAAAUUACGGGGCCAUCUAGUAACCAGUGGGAAAAGGCGACCAUUGAUUUCAUCACUGAUUCCAAAAGCAUGAAGGUAAGAAUGUAUGCAAAAUAAAUAUUUUUUCUCAUUAUACAUCAAUCUUAGAUUCCUAAGAUCCAAUAACUCCCCCCUCCCCCAGCCUCCCUAUGUAUAUGCAGAAUAGUUUAUUGAUCAUUUUUCUUUUGAGGAGGGGAGUAAAACAUUUGUUGCAAAACAAACAUUUUACAUAAACCAAUCAUACACUGUCACUCAUUUAAACCAACUAUAAUAUGUAUGGUUUUUAGUAGUUUUGUAAUUUUUUUUGUAGUUUUGUAAUUUCUUUUCUCAGGACAGACACACACACACACACACAUACACACACACACACACCCUUUAGACCCUACUAUAACAGGAGCUUUGCUGCUCACGCAUUAAUCCCUUCCAUUGAGUCAUGUUAAAGGAAUGUUAAAUGGUCUAUUCUAUAAUGACAACUUACAUUUGCCAGAUAUUUUCCCAAUAUAUUUCAUUAAAAAUCAUGGAAUUAAAUCAGACAAUUUUUGACAUAUUUUGCAUUAAAAACAUCCUUCUUGACACUUUGAGCCAAAAUGACAUCACACUAAAGUUAAGUAAUGAUUUUAUAGACAGUUUCCAUAGCUUAUUUGGUACAGUUUAACCUAUUAAAUUAAUACAUAUCAUGUAUGGUGUCAAACCUCUUUUUUAAAAUAGUUUUUCCCCCUAGACAGAACACAUUAAGAAAUUAGAAAUAUUUCUUAUGGCAAAAGCAAUGUCUAGAAUAAUUAACAGUAUAAACCAAAAAAGGGCAACAUUUUUUGAAAGACAUACUCCAUUACGGUGCCUAGAGAGAUAUCAGCUAUGCCUCACUGAUGAUGCCUAACAAGACUGAAAUGAUUGUCUGGGGUUGCUGUAUCUCUCGUGCAGAGGGAACUUGCUGGCAUUUCGGAUCUGGACUGCCCAUAUAGGUGGGACCAGUCUGAUAUGUUUCAGAGAUGUUCUCUCUGUAGUGGCACAAGAUGAGCUAAAACUAGCUUGAGAACUAAGCGGGGACCCAACAAAGGGCAGGCUAUUUCAGCUGCUGCCUGUUCUCAGUAUUCUCUUGCGCCCUGUUUUUUGCUCUACAUACUCCAUUAUACUUAGAUAUAAGAAUUCUUCUUCUGUUCACACACUUUAUAUUGCCUUUCUGCUGUGUUAUAAAUUAUUGCACGAUUAACUUAGUUUAGGCUCUCAACUUCCGUAGAAAUGAAAUUCAAUGUGACUUCAAAGUAUAUAGGAACAUUUUAAAUAGGAUUUUCUUAAUGACAGUUCAAAGAGAAUAUAUCACUAAUUAAGUGAUAUAAAACAUGUUUUAUGAUGUCUUUCAUGUUGGAUAAAAUGGAUUGCCACUCGGUAAUGGAAUUCUGGGUAUUCAAAACAUUCUGAUUAAUAUUUUGUAUACUUUUAAUUCCAGGAUAGAAUUAAAAAGGGGCACACAUUUAAAGUAUCAUCGUUUUGAUAAUGGAACCAACAGUACAUGCUAAAGAUUGUUUUCAGACCCAGUUAGAAAAGGAUUAAAAAAUCUGGGUGAUCUUGUAAAAAGGAAUCAUUUAUAGACAGCUUUAACUCAUUUAUAUAUGUAAUAUUUGGGCAUUGUUACCUCCUCUCUUCAACUGGCAAGCCUCCAGACCAUCAAUGAUAUAGUCAAAUUUAGCAGCUUCAAACUUUAACAAUAUAAUGACAAUUAUAUUUUAGAGUUAUGCAAAUAUAAAUUCCAAAAUUCCUAAACAUUGUUUCAAUCAAAAUUCUUGAUAUUAUAUAAAAAACAAGUAUAAACAUUGGAUAGAUACAUAACUACCCAACAAAACAAAGAUAAUAUAAAUAGGAUAUAGUACAAUAUAAGUAAGCAAAAUAUAUAAAAAAAUAUCUUUAUUUUUAAAUAACAGACAAAAUUUGUGACUUGUAAUACCUUUUUUAUUGGAUUAGCAGAAUUGUGUCAUGACAAGCUUUCGGGAUAACCUCCCUUUCUCAAGUCUAAAGCAUUUCUGGGCAAAGAUGAGACACAUAGAAUUCAAAGUCAAGUUGUGAUAUACAAGAUAUCUUCACACAAGAUAUUUACGACCCUCUGCAAGAAUGGUGUCUAUUUUCCAUUAAACUUGUGUCUUAUCUGCAGUCAUAUUGCUUUAACUCCUGUAUCGCAACUCAACUUUGAAUUCUAUGUGUUGUCUUUGCUCAGAAAUGCCUUAGUCUAGAAAAAGCGAGGUUCUCCCGAAAGCUUUUCAUUGCAAAAUUCUGUUAGUCCAAUAAAAAAGGUAUUACAAGAUACAAAUUUCAUCUGUUAUUUUACAUCUACAUCACUGGACUAAUACAGCUACAAUCUAUAUUUUUAGCCACAUUUUUAAACUUUGAAUUUAAUUGAGUAAUGUAAAAUAUUAUGUCAAUUAUCACUUCGGAUUUCAGACAGUAAUGUCUUGCUAAAAAAAACUAUUGUUAUUCUUAGCAUGGACAUACAAAUAUGCCAUAUUCAUGCCUGACAAUAAUAUUACUUUUUGUAUGAAUAUGAGUUAUUAAGAUUAAUACAUACAUGUGUUGUAAGUAAUGUAUUCAAUAUUUCUUUUAGAAUAAGAGACUAUGCUGGAUGAUAAUAUUGAUGUCAGAUGUCAUACUAAUGACAUUUUAUCAGCACAAUGCACUUUUCCGACUCAAAAUAUUCUAAUAUGAUCUGUGUUUUUAAAGGUUUCUUUGUAUUUCAUUUAAUGUUAAGAAACAUAUUAUCUUUUUUGUACCUUUUUCUUUUACAACAUUUAUCAACAUUUAGUUGAUAAAAAUAAAACGCCACAAGGGAUUAACUAUAUAACUGCGUAAAAUCUACACUAUUCAAGCACUAUAAUACUCUGCAGUAUCACAAUUCUGUAUAUUUGAAUCCACAUGUUGAUGUUUCUAGAUAAAUAAAAGUGUUUAUGUAAUAUUUAAAUGGCUGUAAUGUCUGAAUAUUUCCCCACUUGAUUAAUCCUGCUCUUAAAAUCAGGUGUUUUUCAUCUUUUUGUUAACUACAUUUUUAUGAAAGUGUAUUUCUAAGAUGAUUAAAACACUUGGCCUGUUUGUAAACAGUUGUAGUUGCCUAAAUAGUGACUUGAGCAGAACCUAGAAUGUUUGGUAUUAGACUCAUGCAUUCAUUUUCAUCCGAGUUGCAAUUCAUCCAAUCAUCGGAUCAUCCGAAUUCUGUAACUACUCUUACAUCUGACGGCUUAUCAGGUAUAAGGUAAUGUUGUAUAGGGCCAGGAGAUGGCCAGUAUAGCUUAAAGGGUCGGACAGUACCCAAACCUCUGGCCCUGUAUUUGCAAAAACAUAUGCACAAUACUGAGCCAACCUUGCAUUAAGCAAAGCACUGGGAAUAAUUAUUUUUCAGGCUGAACAAUCACAGUGCUCUUACUGAAUAUCCAAGGUAGGAGAGGCCUUAUAAGAAUGUAAUGUUUGCAUCAUUAACUGUGUAAUAAUGCAACUUUGUUAUGAUCCUUAGAACCACUAUUUAAGAUAGAAUGUUUAAAUAUAAGUUAUGUUUUAAGCUAGCAGAUGCAUACUAUAAGUAGCUGUAGAAAAACAGAACAAACGAAACAGAGUCCGCGGGGAGAGACACACCCAGGAGUUAGUGUCUCUAUCCACAGGAUCUGCUCACCAGUGAAGCCCUCCAGGGGUGCCUCAGGGCUUAACCCUUUAGUAUCUUAAAUGCAAAAAGAAAAUUUGCACACCACUCACACGCUGUGAGGGGAUGCUGCCUGGAAAAUAGAAACUGUAACUUAUUGAGAAUAACACUUUAAUCUAUGAAAAGGAUACACACUUGGGACAUAGUUACAAGCUUUAAAAGGCUUCUCCUAUGCCUUAAUCUAAUAUGGGUUAGAUGGAGGGCAGAGACGAAAGGGUAGGCAUAAAAAUGACAUAUCAUUAAAUUAAUAUACAAGUGUGUAUCUAUAGACUUUUUUUUACAACAGGCUAAUUACCACACUAUAAAAAAUAAAUCUCACCCUGAGAAAUACUAUGAAGUGAUGGGAGAGAGGAUAAAAACAAAACGUCAUCAAGUCCUGAAAAGGUUAAAUAGCUUAGAGAAGUAUAAACAGGAAAAUUCAAAGUAUAUAGACAAAGCCACAGUCCCUUAAAAUCGAACUAGACAGGCGUAGGAGGAAAAAGGAAGAAAAAGAGAAAAAAAUUAAGUCUCUAAAAUCAUAAUUCCAGCGGAUUUAGUCAUACAAUUCCUUCAAUUCACAAAGUGUAACAUAGUGAGGUGAAGUGCCUGAAAAAUAAAAUAAAAGCAACCACCCCAUAGGAAAAAACAACCCGACGUGUGUUUCGGUGUGAACACACGUGCACCUUCGUCAGGGACAAACAGUGAACUGGAAAUAGUCUCCUCUAUAUAGGCAUGUCCCAGAUGGGAGCAAUCAAUCAGGACAGAAGUGAUACAUAUCACUCAGAUUGUAGCCAUGGGAAAGUCCACGUCAUCCUGGUGAGUAACACCCACAGGCUUGUAAUCCAUUCAGAAGUCGGAAAGGGUAUCAAGAAAAAUCAUGAAUGAAUUAGAUCGUAGUUAUAUGUUGGAGUGAAUUACCCAAAAAGUCCCACAAUCUAUAUAAAACCACGUACAUCCCCCUAUGGUAUGUUCAAUUUAUCUAGAUUUGUAAUAGAGAGGGGUGAUGAAACCCCAAGGUGUCGAAUAUUACAGAAGUGAUAUAAUGUGUAAAGUCUCUAAACUAGAUCAUGCAGCACUCAUAACUAAGAUCUCGUUGAAGAAUAAUACAUACACCAAAUUAAUAUAAAAUUAACGGAUAAUUAAUAAGUACAGAUAGCAACGUCCCGUGAGGAUAAGACAAACGUCUGGGUAAAUUAUAAAUAGGAAUUAGCGAUGACCCGAUCUGGGUCACAUGAAAUAUGUAGGGGAUACUUAAUCCCGAUCCCUUAGAUAAGUACCAAUGACGAGCAAAUCAAUAAAUAAAUGGGAAACUAGAGGGUAGGUAAGUCCAAACUUCCCUUCACUGUGUAUAUAAACGUCCCUAUGUUCAGCCGCUAGCGGAGGUAAUAGUCAUUAAACCGGCGCAGUCCCCAAAGUACAAAGAAGCUAAUCGGCUCCUUUUGGGGGCGUGUCUUACCACGUUAUGCAAUGAAAGACCUUAUGAUUGUAGUGUAUGUGAGAUUCUCAAGAAAAAUCAACACUGCGCAAAACUGUAACUGAAUGUGAUAUGAACUAUCCAAAGCAAAAGAAUAAAUAAAUAAACGUGCCCGGACUACCACCACAACCACUUACACAUCUAAAGGGCUCACCAUUUGCAUUCAUUUGGGUCAUGUUGCUGAAGGGUUUGAGUUUCAAUUCAUUAUUAGCGAUUUUAGCUAUUGCAUGUGGUGUAAACUUGCUUUUUUUCCUUAAGUUUACAUUAAGUGCAUAAAAAGUGUCUACCUUUACUGGCUUUGGAUACAUAGUUAAACUAUGGGCAUGGCUCUUCGGGUAAAAUACAAAGGAUGCUUUAUACACAAGUAAAUAGCCUCUACAUAACUAUCUGCAUGUCCAGAGCUGGAUAUAGAAGGGGUAUUUCUGGAUAUCUUUUUGCCUAUAGAAUUGUAUAUGUUUAGCUAGCACAAUACACAAGUGAAAUAAUUAGAAGAAUGACACUGGACUCCAUAAUAUUAUGCAUGACAAACUCCCAUGAAUAGUGACUGAUGAUACUUACAUUGUCAUCAUUAUUUUAAACGAUGCACUAUUUUUAUGAAAUUUCAGAUCAUUUUGGAAGCCUCCAUAUUUUCUUCUAAUUCCACUGUCGCCAUUGAUGACAUAAGUUUAUCUCCAGAAUGCCUUCUCUCAAAUAUCUCAAAUUCAGGUAAAAUACUGAAAUGAUAUACUUAUGGACACAUACAGCAAACAAUAGUCACUAAAUUCCUGUAUCAAUCAGACACUUGUAAAGAUAUAUAAAUCGUGACUGAAUUGUGCAAAAAUAGACUAUAUUAUUAAUUUUGUAAUUAUCCCUUAUCAGAAGGAACCUACUUGUUUUUCAAUAAAUAUUAAUUGUAUCUGGAAUAUGUAAUUAAAAAAGAAAAGAAAAAAAAGUGUAUUUUAAAGUAGCACUCUAAGCACCAAUACAAUUUCCCUUAGUGAAACAGUUUUAGUAUAUAAAUGAUGUUGUUAAAGUUUCAUAGCUCAAUUCUCUACCAUUUAGUAAUUAAACCACUUUUAUUUCUGUUUAUUCAGCCAUAGCCACACUUCCCCUGAAAGUGUUCACACAGCCUGCAUGUUAAUAUUGGUUUCAUUUUCAAUCAGAUCUGAAAACACAGUGUGUUAACUUUAUACAUUUGUAUCUCUGUUAAUUGAAAUUUAGUCAGAAGCAUAAGACGGCAUCAUGUCGGCUCUUGCAGGCUCUUAGCCAUGCAGGAGAUAAAAAAUACUCUAAAUUAAACAGACUGUGAGAUAAAGGAAUUUUAGACAUUAAAUCUCUGUUUACAGGAUAUGCUUAAGGAGAAAGUGUAGGUCACAUGGAGGGAGGUGUGAGUAGGGCUGCAUAAAGAAAGGGAUUUAACUCCUAAAUGGCAGAGAAUUGAGCAAUCACAGAGCAGAGGCAGGAUAUAUGCUCUAAAACCACUCGCUUAGUUUAAAGUUGUUUUGGUGCUUAGAGUGUCCCUUUAAAUAGUUUUGGAGUCUAUGGUUCAAACUACAUUUUCUGGAGAGCUGAAUUCAGUCCACAUCAGCACUUAGCUCUCUGUCCAAUAAUGGAACACUAUGAGUAGAGCCUGGAAGAUUGACGGACUGUUGCCACAGUCAUAUCUUUAUGUCAGUUUUACAUAUACAUUUUACUAAAACCUAAAUUAAUAUUAGGUCAUUUUCUUGUUCUUUAGUACAGCAGCAUAUCUAAUAAUAUUUUUUGUGGGCACUGUAAGUUGGACAGCACAUUUUCGAGUGGAAUUAUGGUUACAGAAAAUGUUAGUUGUAAUGUUAAAUGAAUACUUGGUUGGUAUAUAAUAUUACGGAAAGACUAGUACAACUAUACUCUACUAAUAAUGACAUAAUAUCUUGUCUGAAUUAUCACUGCUUAACCACAUACAGGAGGAAAACAUAAACAUGAGUAAUAAUUCUAUGUAUUUAGUUAUACUAUUUUUGAACAGCCUAUUGCUUAUCAGUAUAUUUAAUUUUAGGACAUAUAAGUUAUUGGUCACUUAAUAUACUGCUAUAUAAAAGUUAAUGUUUAGUUAAAAUCCAGGCAUUUACUGCAGUUCCUAAAACAUAGUCUAUGCUCUCUAUUAUUUGAGAGAUGUAAUCUUUGUUUACUGAACUAUUAACUUGCAAAAAUAUAUUUAGAAAAAGUGGAAACAAUGAGAAAUGAAUGGAAACAUUUCCUGCAGUUUGAAGAUCUAUCUACCUAUCGAUCUAUCUAUCUAUCUAUCUAUCUAUCUAUCAUUACAAUCUCAGAUUUAUUUUGUAAAACAUAAAAUAAAGUUAUAUCGUAAUGAAAAUAUUCCAAUUCAAGUUUUCUGCAAUUUUCCUCUCGUGAUCGUUGAAUAUUUCAUCUAGUUUUUUAUUAAUUCUUCUCACCAUUGUUCAUUGCGAUAAAGUCGAAUCUACAAUGAAUCGGAAGAGGCCAGAUGCCAUUGCAGACAACACGGGACUUCUUGAAAUCAGAAAUAUCAUAAAAAGGACGGGAUACAACUCUCUAAUUCUUGGUCUGUGUAUUCACACGAUGCUAGCAAGUGUGGUGGGGUUUGAUGGUGACUUCAUGUUUUGGAAAUGUUUCAAUUUACAACAUGACUUUUAGUACAAUGUUAUGGAAUAGUUAUGCAGAUAUGUCUAUGAUUUACCCAACAGAUGAAUCAAAGGACAAUUUAUCUUUCUAUUGCCCAAAGGGGUAUUUUUCUUGUGGAGAUGGAAACUGUUUGCUGUGGAACAAAGUUUGUGACUUCACUCCUGAUUGUUCAAAUGAUGCUGAUGAAUUAUCAUGCUGUAAGUUACAGUAUACCUUUAAUGACGUUUUCACGUUAGAAAUCAUUACUGUAUGCUGAACAGAAUAUUAGCUUUUGCAGAGAGAUUAAAAAAGGAUCUGUCUUAGCAGAGAGAUUCAAGGGGAUCUCUUUUGCCGAGAGAUUAAAGAGGAUCUGUCUACACAGCAGUUAAUUUGUCCAGAGUUAUUUUCUACAGUAGGAUUUUUUUUUUUUUUUUAUUCAAAGUGAAUGCAAAGUAAAUAACAAAUUUCAAGAAAAAUGAAAAUCAUAACUAAAAUAAUUACUGAACUGGCAUGGAUAUUUUUUCCAGUUUAGCAAUAUUUGUCUAAAAUUUGAAUUUCACUUUUAAUUAGCUUUAAAAGUCCUAAUAAUUCACAGUAUGGUAACUAUGUAAAUUUGAGCUAUAUCUGGAUUUAAAUAAAAUACAAGGCUGUGUUGACACAGUCUGACAGUAAAAUGGACACUAUAGUCACCAGAACAACUACAGCUUAAUGGGAAAGCAUUGGAUUGGCUAAAAAUCACAAAUUAUGAUGAUGCCACCAAGGAGGUGGAUCGAGGGCAGCACAAUAAGGGGAAAUAAGGUGAGUUUUAACCCCUUCUAAGGAGACUAAGAGGGGACAAGCCACCUAAAUGUUGGUUUUAACACUAUAGGGUCAGGAAUACAUGUUUGCGUUCCUGACCCUAUAGUAUUAUUUUAAUGGAUGUCCAGUUAAAGGGCUAUUCGCAUGUAUGUAAUGAUCAAGGAGUUUAUAGCUGUAUCAAUGCUGUAUCAAUGGGAUUUUCUACCUUAUUUGAAAAAAGUUAUGGGAUUUGUUAUCUGUUAUCUGUUAGGAAUUGUAAAUACUUUCCUGCAAAAGUAAAAUUUGCCAAAGGUGGAAUUUUAAUAACUUAUUUACUGUAUUUACACACUUUUCAGCUGCUAAAUGUGACUUUGAAAAUCAUAUGUGUGGUUGGUACGAAAGGUUUUAUGACAACUCGUUUGAUUGGAUAAGAGGGUCAAGUAGCAAUCUGUCACCUGACUAUCAGAAACAAGCUCCACCACAGGAUCACACCAUGAAUAAAACAGAGGGUAAAAUACAAUCAUGAAAAGUGUACGCAGCAUGUCCAAAUUACUUACAUCUUUAUCUGAAUAGCACAAGUAAUACAGAAUUGUAUGGUGUCAUGUGUUUUAUUUUGUAUAGCAAAACAUACACUGAUCAGCCACAAUAUUAAAACAACCUGCCUAACAUCAUGUAGGUUCCCCUCAUGCCUUAAAACAGUUCUGACACGUUGAGGCAUGGACUCUACAAAACCUCCUUUAAGUCCUGCUAGUUGUUAGGUGGGACCUCCAUGGAUCAGGUUGGUUGUUCCAACACAAAAAAACAAAAUUAGUAGGUGCACAAACAAUGUUGGAGAUAGCAGUGUAAAAGAAGUGACAAUCAGAACGUAAAAUAUGCAAAUUGCAAACCAAAAAGAGCUCAAUAUACGUGAGGAAGAAAUUUGUACAACCAGAAUAAAAAUCACACUGUGAUAGAGUGGAAGAAAUGAUGUGACAAACAAAUGUAUACUUGCACUCUUCCUUACUAGCAGGUCUCACUGAUCUAAAAUAUAUAAAAAUAAAACACAGACCUAGUGCAACAUUGUCAAAAUAUAAUCUGUUAUGUGGAACUCUGUAAGAAAUUAACUCACAAUUAUGGAGUGGUUAUAGUACCACUCCAAACUAUCAGGCACAGGGAGGAUCAGACCCUUGUGAACGUUGGAUCCAGACGUGGGUAAUCACACAAACUCACCAUCAGCCGAAGACGUGAAGUAAAAUACUUUAUUUACACAAAAAACACAUGUUAAAGUAAAAAGGAUAGUUCUCACUGUACUGGAGCAGAUCAAAGUCCUGGGAAUUAGUAGAUUAACAGACCGAGUUUCGUCUUUCUCCAAGAUGCUUAAUUGUAUUGAGAUCUAGGGAAUUUUGAGGCUAAGGCAACAACUUGAACUCUUUGUCAUGUUCCUUAAACCAUUCCUGAACAAUUUUUGCAGUGUGGCAAGAUGCAUUAUCCUGCUGAAAGAGGCCACUGACAUCAGGGAACAUCAUUGGCAUGAAGGGGUAUACGUGGCCUGCAACAAUCUGUAGAUAGGUGGUACAUGUCAAAGUAACAUCCACAUGAAUGCCAGGACCCAUGGUUUCCCAGUAGAACAUUUCUGUCAUGGCCAGAAUUACGUUUUACAGUAGCUCUUCUGUAACCGGUCCAGACUGGCUAGCCUUCACUCCCCACAUGCAUCUAUGAGCCUUGGGUCCCAUGAGCCGAUGCCGGUUCCCCAGUGGUUCUUCCUUACACCACUUUUGGUAAGUAUUAACCAUUGCACCCUGGGAAUACCCCACAAGACUUGCCGUUUUGGAGUUGCUCUGACACAGUCAUCUAGCCAUCACUAUUUGGCCCUCAUCAAAGUCACUUACAUCUUUUUGCCUGCCCAUUUUUCCUUCUUAAAACACAUGAAGUUCAAAAACUGACUGUUCACUUGCUGCCUAAUACAUCCCACCCCUUAACAGGUGCCAUUGUAACUAUAUAAUCAAUGUUAUUUACUUCUCGUGUCAGUGGUUUUAAUAUUGUGGUUGAUAUACAAUGUAUAUGUAUAUAUAUUGCAUUUGUAAUAUAAUGGUUAAAGGUAAUCCCUCCCUAGUGCAUGAGUGGCAAUUUCCCCUCAGUCCUUUUUAAAAUGUAUAUUUUAUCCUACAGCUUGACUAAUUUUGGUAUAUCAUGCAGAUUAAAGAAUCUGCCUAAAACCGCUAUACUAAAAGCAACGUUGAUUCUUUACACUCUUAUUUUUGGUAUCAAGUGUUUUAUUUUUACUCUCUUUUUUUGUAGCAAGCUGUAUUUAAUCCUAUGUUGCUUUAAUUUUUUCAUUUUAUUAUACAUUUUUGGACAUCUCCUGCAUAAUUAGGCAAAUCGAAAGAUGCUCAGCAGCCUUAAUAAACCCAUUUCAUCUAGCUACUGUAACGUUUACACUUUUCUGCAUAUUGAAUAAGGAUGGUCAAUUCUCAGAAAUAAUAACUGCACAUUUAUAUAUUACAUUUAGUGUCCCAAUAGCUGUAUUUAUCUGUUUUACAUAACUCUUGGAUAAUGAUAGUAGAAACAAGAACAUAUAGAUGAAUGAAGUACUAAUCUCCUUUUUUCCAUUAAAAAUAAAAAAAGGAGUCCUUUGAUGAUUUUCACUUUUACUUCCCAUCAAAGUAAGCAAGUGUUAAACAACAUGCAAUAUUUAUAAAGGUGUAGAUAGAACGUGAUCAAUUGCUAAGAUAGCCUUCAAAGACUGGUUACCUGUUCAAAUAAGUUUACUUUUCUAUGCAUGUAUUUUUAAGGUCAUUUUAUGUUCCUUCGGAAAAAGAAUAAUUUGAAUUCACUCGUUGCGGAGCUAAGAAGUCCGAGAUUCAGCCAAGCAGCGUCAGGUUGCACAAUGACCUUCUGGUAAGGGUAUUCUCUGUAGAUGAUUUUGAUUCAUUAUUUGGGUUGUGGGAACAAAAGUAAUCUUCUAUUUCAUUUCUUCAGCUUAGAAUGUCAAAGAAAAAGCACAUCUAAAAAAUAUAAAAAAAAUAUAUAAAAAUUAUGAUGUUAUUACAUGAUAUAUUCUGAAAUAAAAUAUUAAAAAAUAAAAUAACAAAAAUGCCUAAAUACAGUAUGAGAAGAUCUGCGAACAACCUGUUUGAAUUGCAAGCUUGGUUUCUGGCAAAAUCAACUCAGUUUUUGACCUUUCUUUGGCCAAUAUAGGGAGUACCAGUCUUUUGGAUAUUACCAAUACUAGAUUUAAGUAAACUAAAAGUAUCCUGCCUGGUUAAAUAAUUCAAUAAUAUUUUUACAAUUUUAAUAAGGUUCUCUUUUUAUUGCAUUCAUUAACUCUAUUAAGUUUGUUGUUUGAUGUCAUUAAAUAAAGUCCAUUCGUUUUACAGUUCUCUAAACAUUGCCAUUUCUAAUUAGUUUCUUAAUUCCAGGUAUUAUAACUAUGGAUCAUCCGUCGGAACUUCAGAAAUGCAUUUGCAUGUGGAUAGUCAGAAAAUACCCACCAUAGUGUGGAAGACUUACUAUGAUCAGGGAUAUCAGUGGAUGAAGGCCUUCAUUCAGCUUGAUCGGCUUUCAGAACCGUUUCAGUUAUCGUUGGAUAAAAGGAAUCUUGAGCACUAUAAUGGAGUGUCAGCAAUUGACGACAUUGUAUUUGAGAACUGUUCGCUUCCUCCUCCUGCAGCAGAAUGUGAAGGGCCUGAUGUUUUCUGGUGUAAACAUACCAAAGCUUGCAUAAGCAACCUAUUGGUGUGUGACCUUAUUGAUGAUUGUGGAGAUGCGUCUGAUGAAGUCAAUUGCUGUAAGUUCUUUUUUGACAAAAUUCUAAAGAUUACUUUCAGAAGAAAUAUUAGUGAAAAUUGUGCUUAAUAACAUUUUUUAAUAUUUAUGUUGAGACACAAAACUCACCUGAAGUAAUAUAUUCACACGUUAUCACCCAUUUUAUUAUUGUUGUUACUUCAAUGGUCAAUUAUGUUUUACAGUCUUGUGGCGUCUUCUCAGGGGCUCAUACACACAUGGGGACAGAAUCGCACUGUAACUCACACUAGUCUCAUGCAACACAGUAAACAACUCCUCUUAACCUCUACAUUACCCUAACUCUUAUAGUACGUUACCACUAAUGCAAACCUUAGCUCUAGCCAUAACAAUAAUCCAGUGCAUAAAGUUUAUCCUGACACAAACCAUAACGCCAUCUCUAACACAUUAACCCUUAAUAGUCUUAAUAUGUCAUGUAAUCUAAAAGAUGCAGAACUGUUAGGCCGUCGAUGGGUUCUAGAGACAUAUGUAAAACACCAAACCUUUGUUUUUGUGAUAUGGUAUAUUGUAGUCCAUAAGAAAAUCUCCAUUGGGAGAAUAGGGAGAGUCCAGCAAAACAUAUCCAUCAAAAUUGUGGGUAAAUCAUCUAGUUGCACCCUUACCUGGAUAUUAUUAUGUCUGGUUUAGGAGAUCCUUUCUGGUAGUUUUUAUUUGUUCAAUAAAUAUCUCUUAAGAGAUUGUCCUCUUAGAACAAUGGUUCCUAACCUUUUUUGACUUGAGUACCCCUUGGCAGACCAUUUCCAUAAAUUGUAUCCCUAUAUUAGCAAAAUGUUUGUAAUUAAUAUAGUUGCUAUUAUUUCAAAUGUAUAUGUUUUUUUCCCUGCAAAUUUCCCCUUUUUUUAUGCCUGCUGUUCCUCUGACAGUGGGUGUGGGAGUGUGACUGUGUGGGGGCAGUGUGUGGGAGGGUGACAUUGUGGGGGCGCAAUGUGUGGAUAGUGUGGGAGGGCAUGCAACAGUGUGGGAAAAGUGCGUGACAGUGUGGGGGGAGGACAGGUGACAGAGCGUGGGGGCACUGUUUGGGGAGGGUGUCAGUGUCGGGGAGUGGGGUGACAGUGUGUCAAAAGGGGAUUGUGGGGGGUCAUUAUGUGGGGAGGGCAGUUGGGGGGACAGUGUGUGGAGAGGAGGACAGUGUGGAAGGAGAACAGGUGACAGUAUGUGGGGGUAGUGUUUAGGGAAGGUGACAGUGUGGGGGAGGACAGGUGUAAGUGUGUGAGAAGGUUGACAGUGUGUGGGGAUGUUGGUGACAGUUUGGGGAGGUUUAUUACAGUGUGAGGGAGGGGGUGACAAUGUGGCUGUGUGUGACAGUGUGGGAGGGGGACAGGUGAAAGUGGGGGGGCAGUGUGUGGGGAGGGUGACAGUGUGGCAUAACAUUGUGAGGAGGGCAGAGGGCAAUGUGGGUGAGGACAGGUGACAGUGUGGGAAGGGGUGACAGUGUGUGGGGAUGGCAGGUACCAGUGUGAGGGGAGUUAGGUGACAGUGUGGAGUGAGGGGACUGAAAGUGUGGAGAGGACACGUGACAGUGUGUGGGGGCAGUGUGUGGGAGGGUGGCAGUGUGGGAGCUGGAAGGAGGAUGGGUGACAGUAUGGGUGUUAGUGUUGGGGCAGAGUGUGGAAAGAGGACAAGUGUCAGGUGUGGGAGCGAGACAAUGGAGAGGGGGCAUUGACAGUGUGGGUGGGAGACAACGGAGAGGGGGGCAGAGACAGUUUGGGAGGGUGACAGUGUGGAGGGGGGCAGUGACUGUGUAGGAGGGAGACAGUAUGGAGGGGGCAGUGACAGUCUGGGAAGGAGACAGUGGGUACGGGACAGUUGCAGUGGGGAGGGGGCAGUGACAGUGUGGGAGGGAGACAGUGGGGAGGAGGGAGGGACAGUGGGGAGGAGGGAUGCAGUGACAGCGUGGAAGGGUGGUAGUAGGGAGGAGGGCAGUGUGGGAGGGUGACAGUUGAAAGUGGGCAGUAACAGUGUGGAAGGAUGACAGUGAGGAAAGAGAUAGUGGCGGGGGCAGUAAUAGUUUGGGAGGGAGACAGUGGGGAGAGUGACAGUGGGAAGGGGCAAAGUGACAGUAUGGAAGGAUGACAGGAGGAAGGGGGGCAGUGACAGGAUGGGAGGGAGACAGUGGGGAGGGCAGUUGGGGGGACAGUGUGUGGGGAGGAGGACAGCGUUGAAGGAGAAUGCUGUUAAAAGAUACUUAUCUACGUUUCAUUUCUUUACAUCCUUUGACUAAGCUCCCCUGUUAGUGAAUAAAAGUAUAGAAUAAUCAAUGAGGGAAAUAUUUAGUAAUUAUUUUGCAUUUUAGAUCCUUCAUGCCAUGACUGUCAUGAUAUUAUAUGAUUUGAAUAUUCCCUUAUCCUGACGAUUUGUCCAGUUUGCCUUUGCACUCAGUAAACAGCUCCAUUUCAGCAAAAACGCUGUAAAUACAAACCUACAAUUAAUAUUGCAAAACCAGAUAGUGCUUUAUUUACAAAUUAUGAAUGAAAUCGAACUCGUUUUAUUCAUGUCAGUAGUAUCAUCUAUAGAAAAUAACAGAUAGAUGUAGUGAAGAAUUUAAAAUAUUCACCAAGGUUGUGACACUAUAGGAUUUGUUUAUUUAUAAUUUGCCACCAUUCUCAACUGUACUGCAGCAUACAAACCCAAACAUACAAAGGGAAUAUUUACGAUCACUAGACUAUACAUAUUUAAACAUAGCUAUUUUAUACUGAAAAACUAUAUCUCACAGCAGAAGCUGCUAUUGAGCAUGCAGCAAGAACGAAAAAUCUGUUUCUAAACAGCAUGCAACCAUGUUCAUUAGGCUCAUUCCACUGCUUAUUAACUUUCAAAUGAUUUUUGGAAAGAUUUUUCUUUCCUCCUGAAUUUAGGACAUGUGAUACUUAUAAUUAAUUGGAGACUGAGUGAACUUAAAUUAACCUCCUUCUGUGAUAAUGUAAUUAUGGUGAAUUAAGUAAUUUAGAUCGGAAAUGCAAAAUGAAUAUUGAGUGCCCUCUUUUAAAAUCCUUGAUUCUUAACGCCCUACAAUAAGCUGGAAUAAUGUAACAAUAUUUUGCUAAUGAUUUCGAAGACUAGCACACUUACAAACGAUUGCUAAGAAGUGUAGUUUUAAAUGCGCAGUAGUUUUCAAUAUUAUUGUACAGACAAAAGGAGCUUACAUAUUAUAUUUUUGAUAAUUUAAUAUUUUGCAGAUAUCAUUUUAAAAGUGUAUACAAAUUUUUUUAAAGCUUAUUUAAUAAUAUUAAAUUGAGGCUGAAAUCAGGACUGUUGCUCUUGAUACAAGAUGCUUGGGAGGUCUUACGUCAGCCAUGCAAAAAAGCAAGAAAGAUGAUCACAUUACACUUUGCAUGCUUAUUCCUUACAAGCCGUAAACAUGUUCUGUCAAGUAGAAUUUACUUAUCUAAAACGGAAGGAUGGUAGUUUUAGCUUACCAACAUGGAUUAUUAAUCUUUAAUGAUAAAUAAAUUGAAAAACUCCCAAAGAUGUAAUAUUAAGUUGGACGUGUUAAUCACGGUAGUUUCAGUUACAAUAGUCACAUUUGCUAAUUUGAAGCAGUUUAUAGCUAGCUCUUGUAUGGUUAAGCUUUAAACACAGAUCCUCCCCAGCCAUCUAUCUCAGGAGUCUUUAAAAAACCAAAACCUGUAUUUAUGCACUCUAAACAUUUUAAUAUUUUUUUUUUCCUAUGGAAAGCUAUGUUUGGAUAUUUGUAAUUUUUUGCUAAAAAUUAGCACGCUACAAAUACACAUAGCGCUAUAAUAAAUAUACAUACUUGGUGUAUUCUUUCUUUUUAGUACCUGAAUUACAGUGUAACUUUGAAGGUGGACUUUGUAAUUGGGUUCAAGAUUUGGAAGAUGAUUUUGACUGGACAAUAAAUCAAGGCUCAACACCAACACUUGAUACAGGUCCCAUGAAAGAUCAUACUUUUGGGACAGCAAAAGGACAUUACUUCUACAUAGAGACUUCGGAGCCGCAAGUAUACCGGAAUCAAGCUGUUAUAUUAAGUCCGAUCAUAGAGGCCACAGUUAAUAACGGCAACAAAACUUGUAUUUUCCGCUUCUUCUAUCACAUGUACGGGAGGCAAAUGUAUUCCCUGGCAAUCCACAAAAGGAUAAUGAAGAACAGUAGAGGACAAUUAUUAUGGCAAGUAUUUGGAAACAAAGGGAACAGAUGGCUUAAAAAAAUUCUGUAUAUAAACAGCUCACAACCAUUCCAGGUAUGAAUGCACAAUAUAAAAAUGUAAUUAAAAAAAAAAAAAGUAUUCCUAAACCAUAUUACAAAAUUGUUUGUUGCAUAUUCUUAAUAUUAUUUGACUUUAGUUUCUGUUUAUAGUGUAUAGUGUGUAUGCACCAAGCAACAGAUAAGUCAAGACAGAGAUAUAUUGAUGUUAUGAAACAAGUAUUUGAAAAACUUACAAUCUAAAAAGGGAUAUGAAACAAAAAUCACAACUAGCAAAGAAUGUGUGUAAAAUUGCCGAAAUAAUCAAAAUAACACUUGGGGACACACUCGGUCUAGAUUUCUAUAAGAAUGUCUCGACCUCUUUAAAUAGUUUUAUUUAGAAUGUGUUAAGGAACGAAGAGAAUCAGAAAUUAUGUGGAAGAUCAAAAGCUAGGGGGCAGUUUCAGUAAUGUUUGUAUGUGGCAGAAACACGUUCUGAUAAGAGAGAGGAAAAGCCCUUGGUUGCGGGAACAACAAAAGGGCUGCUUCGGGAAGUGCUCUGCAUAAAAGGGAAUAGAUGUAGAGAUCAGUAUGGCGGGGCAUAGAAAAUGAGGUCAAGAUUUUAUUCUUUCUAGACUUCACAGGAAGUCUCCGUAGGGUUUCUCAAAUUGUUUUAGUAGAAGGAAAAUGAGCUGAAUAGCAGAAUUUUGAUUAGGUUUAACAUGAGUCAAAUGGUCCAAUGAAAAAAGGGGCCAGCUAUCAUUCUCACAGUAUGCGCACACACACACACUUUCAGUUGCUUAUCUAGACAACAGUGAUGCAAGACUGAUUUGACUGAGUCCACUUUAGUGUUUCUCCUAAUGACACAUUGAUAGAGUUAGGGAAACUUCCAUGCUUAGGGUAGAAUGAUGUAGACGGAGUCAGUGUCACAGAACCAGCUUGAUAUUAUUCCAGGCUCUGUUCUAUAGUGUAGUCAGAGUCUAUUUCACAUUACCAACUCAAUCUUCAUUUCAACUUGUCAUGGGAUAUAGAUAGGUUCUCUCAAACACAAGCAGUUUAAUCUCAACUUUCCUUUUUUGUAAUAUAGAUUGAUGAACAUAUUCUCGCACUGCCACAUAUCUAUAUCCAUUUCUAAUCUUUAUAUAUUAUAAUAGCCUUCUAUAUUCAGGAUGUUGUCCUGUUUUACCCUGAGGAAAGUCCAGAGCGGGGACUGAAACGUUGGUCUCUUAUUUUAAACUGAACUAAAUAAAGCAUUGGAAUUUUAAAGUCCAGUGAGUGGCUAUCCUUUGGCACAGAAUAUAUAUAUAUAUAUGUGCAUGGAUAUUAAAUUUAAUCAUGUGGGGUUAAAGCAGAAUUAGCGAGAUACAUUUCAUUGAGCCUUGUCUUGGCAUUCUUUAUAAAGAUAAUUAGACCAUAUGUGCUAGGUCAAUAUGUGGCUUCAAUACAAACAUCCAAAGUAAUCUUCUUUUUACAUAAUUAAUUAGUGAUACAAAACAAUAUUACUCCAGGUGCAUAUUUUAAGGGGAACUUAUAGUUCACUAUUUAGUCACUUUGUUGGGAAGAAGACUAAAGUAAUCCAUACCAUUAUGUUUGAGUCAUGUUACCACAGUUCUCCCCAAUCAUGCAUUUCUUCAUGAAAGUUAAUUACUACUAGAGUUACCAGUCAAUUGCACCCCAAAUAGAAAUAACAGGGCCUCAAAUGCAGGUAGAUUUGCUGAUGUGUCGAAUCCUAGAAACCUAGCUCAUUUUGAAUGAUGAGUUAUAGGAAAGUUAGGAAAUUUGCAUAAACCAGCAUCAAGUGCCAUGCUGUGCCUUUGCAUCGAAGAUUAGCUUUGUAAAUAACUGCAUCAAUAUUUCUUAACUCCUGAGUCAAAAUCCAAAACCUUGGUUUUCAUAGGCUGAAAAAAACGUAUACUGUAUUCAACAUCUCCAAGGCAACUGAACACAUUAAAUUGCUUGCUGUAGCUACAUCAUCUGUCUGUCUGUCUCUAUUCAUCUCUCCGUCUGUCUCUCUCUUUUUUUACUAUUUACUAAAAUAGUACAUUAUUAUAAACAAUAAUAUAAUAUCUCACUUUGUUUCCUGAAUUUUCAAAGACAAUUUUUUUUUUACUAAGAAAUUGCAAAUGAAGUGGACACUAAAAUAACCAAGAAUAAAAAAUCCCUACAUUGUUGAGUUGGAAUUCUUUCCUAAUUCAGCUAUUUUCGAAUAAAAAAAAAACAAAAACAAUUCUCUCCAUGUGUUAUAUAUACACGUUUCCAUAGGAUUGAAACACGAUUCAUUCCAAUCAGGGUUUUAUAAAUUAACUUAAUCAAUUCUUAUCACUGUGAAAUGGAAUAUGGAGAAUCCAUUAUUUUUUUCAUGACGUCUUGCAAAUCAGAAUGAUUUCCCUGUAGCUCGUAAUGAUUACUAAAACAGGCUAUAGCAUUAAAUCCCCUGUCAAAAAAUGCAUUCUUCGUCGAUCUAGAGAAAUGUAGUGCUAUUUGUCCUUAUUUAAUUUUGAAAUAAGAUGUGAAAUGAACUUCAUGGUAGCGGCAAUCCCUUGAGAUUGUCAAAUAUUAACAUACAAGGUUUUCUUCAAAUGGCAAUUCAUUGAAUGAUGGUCAACACAUUUGUACCUCUGAAAUCCAAUUACAGAGAUUUACUGAGAGCCUAAAAAUAUACAAAAAGUAGAUUCGAAAUUGACCCUGUUGGUAAAUUUGCAGAUUCAGUGUUGCAGAACAGCAAAGUACCAUUGGGAUCAGCUUUGUAACUAACAUUUUUAAAUUGAGACAGUGGACAUUUCAGCUUGUAUUCCAUCCAAGCUUACAACACAUACAUGCUAUCUCUUGAUAUAUACUUUUAUCUUUCAAAAUUGUAAUAUAAACUGGACAUUGGACACUUUUCCCUAUAUAAACUAGCACAAAAAAAACAGUCCUAUACAUGUACAGAACCAAGAAAAAUUCCAGUGAAAAUGAAAUAAUAGAUACCUUAAAGAACCAACGUUUUCACAUGCUGAAAUAAUGAUGCUGCAAAAGUCAUAUUGGUAAGAAGAGGGUUCUCCUCAUUCUGGUUUUAUUAAUUUGUAAUGCCAAUGGUUGGACUAGAGUGAACUAUUGAACUAACACUGGUUAGAUUCACUCUGACAUUUUGUCUUUUGCUUACCCCUCUUCCUCACUCCAAAUAAAUACCGUUGCAAUACACCCACUUUCUUUGGGGUGAAGGUGUGAAUUAUGUUGAAGCAACAUGACGGGAAGAGGCAAGUUCUAUUGGACCACCAAAUAAAAUAUUUACCUUCUCCUGACCUAAGAAUAUUGAAUAUAAGUAACCAUUUGCACUGAAACAUCUUGGUCAUUUUAUAUAUCCCACGUACAAAGACCCCGGUUUCACUCUUCCCAUAUAGAUACUAUAGAAGGACAAUCCUUACUUUGAAACAAUAAUUUUGCUUCUCUCACAUAGACACAUGAGAUUAAAGGCUGUGUUAGAUGUUGUGAAAAACCAAAUGUGGAUAGUGAAAAAACUGACCCUCAAAGUAGUGCAGGCAAGCCACUAUAUAUAGGGAUGCACUCCCUGUAUCCCUUAACCAAAUGUGCAAAAAACAAAACUGUAUAUACUAUACAGAAAUAGGGCGCCACUUAUCACCAAAUAUAAAAACUGGAUAUAAUUACCCUCCAGCGAAUGAAUGGGAAUAUUCACAUAAAAGAUAUAAAAAGAGAAAACAUCAUAGUGCAAACUUUUAAUUCCAAAGUGAUAAAAACACAUAAAUUAAAACACUCACAAACGAUGUGGCACAAUUGACAAAAUCAAUGUGUGCUAAAAUGCUGAUGCAAAAUAGAUAAAAUAGGCUAAAUCUCCCGGUCUAGCAGUCUGUGGAGGUCUUUGCAAAAACGCGUUUCGUCUAUUCCUGUUCAGACUUCUUCAGGAGCGUAUCCGGAACCUUCUCUAUUCGGCAUUUAAAUAUACCGGGUAG